Messenger RNA from Pelobates cultripes (western spadefoot toad), 61891 nucleotides. The record is from the annotation of a GenBank genome assembly. Lineage: Eukaryota; Metazoa; Chordata; Amphibia; Anura; Pelobatidae.
AUGGACCUGUCUCUGAUGUUAAAGAAGGACAUAGGUCCAAAUGGGGACUGUUCUGCUCAAUCUGUGACUGUCGGGAGGUAUUGGAGCCCCUCAACACAUGUUUUGCAUGGAGAUUCCUGCAGUUAUUAAACGGUUACUGGCCAAGGUCAACAACUUUGGCCAAAAAAAAAAUAAUACACCUGGGACCUCAUGGAACAGAGGUCUUACUUCAGUCUCAGGGUUAUGGGACGGUGUUAAUUUUGUGAAUGAGCAGAUUUGAAAUAGACCUAUGAUCUGUUUUUAUACUGGUCGGAUGAUACAUUCACACCUCUCAGUGCUUUUACUGUUAACCCAUUAAUGACCGGUUACAUAGCUAGUACGUCACAUUAUACUGUGAUUUGCUAUGAAUGGAUUACCUACUGUCUGCAAUACAUAUGAAUCGGUACCUUUAAUUCUCGGCACCUAAGAAUAUCCACUGGUAUUAAAACACCUAAUGACCACCGAUAGUGAGUAUUUGUGAUGGGCGAUUACAUUGCUAUUGUGCUACUGCGAUUAUAUCACCAACAUAUUCCGCAGUGCUGUACAAUCAGUAAAUAAGACCAGCAAAACAUGUUUGAUAUACUAAAACAGUAGGUGGAGAGGGCCUUGCCAUACUGAGCGUACAGUUAUUGAAGAGGUAAUAUUUUUCUGAUUAUUUACGGAAGUUCUAAGAUUGUACGUGCCAAGCCCUCUCUAUGGACUAAAUCCUGCAGAGUAAAACUGCUUCGUCGGCUAAUUCAGUGUUUGUGUAUAACGCGAUCUGUGUGAAUAAAAUCUAUUCUCCUGUAUUGUGAAUGGGCUUAACCAUCAAAGUGUUCUAUAUUCCUGAAUAAUUCAUUGUUGUUCUAGAAUAACAUUAGGGAUUUUCCCAUUUCCUCCAACAAAGGAUAACGAGAGGCUUUGAUCAAUUUCCCCUCUGUAUAUUAAUAUGGAAAUCUAAUGAGGUAAAAAUGUUAAUUAUUGUCAAUUAAUUACUAACCUGAAUAAUUGUUCAUAUAGCGGCAACAUAUUCCAAAGCAAGGUACAAUUCUCUCUCUAGUCAAAAACCCCAAGAAAACUGCUAUGCAUAGAUUUAUUUUUACACAAAAUGAAGCUUUUUCUUAUUUAUGGAAAAUAGAAACCUUUAAACAUAGCCAGACCGUUUAUUUCAUUUUAUUUGGCUUUGAUAUAAAUCCUUAUAUUUUAUGUUCUCAGGUGCUGCGAGUGUUUGAGGUGUUGUGGCCGCAGAGAAUUGAAGCCUCGAACAGUCUGGCUUGGUCACCCCGAAAAAAGAGAGCAGAGAUACCCCCGAAAUGUCAUCAACAAUCAGAAAUACAACUUCUUUACAUUUCUUCCCGGGGUAAGAACCGUCUCCGUACAUCGUCCCCCGACAGAAGCAAAACCAGAGAAAUUCUACAAAUUCGAGAUUAAAUAAGAAUUAACGGAAUAUUAAUUACAUUCUCACAGAACUCUAGAACUAGUUCUGGGUGGAACCGCAUUUAUAAUAAUUAAUUCCAUUUUCCCAUUGGAGUCAUAACUAUAUAGCCUGCUGUAGGUUUUAUUUAUAACGCACCAACAGCGCCAAAUCAAAUGUUGCCCUUUUGCCGGCUGUGAGGGUCCUAUAUGGCCAGUGACGUCAUCCAGCUCCUGGAAAGCCGGAUGUCGUUUCUGCCAGCCUAUUCGUCUGCUGAGAGCCUCAGCUGACCGCACUCGACCAACGAUUGCCAUUCUGAGAAUAGGAAUGGGUGGCUAAUGACGCCCCAAUGACGCUGCCUUAGGUGGAGUUAUAUCUAUGGCGGUAGAGGGAUUAAACUCUGUAGCGUUUCAUAGCAAAAUGGUGCACAUACUCACUCCAGACACCUUGAUCACGUUAAAUCACUGAAGUAGUUAUGGUUUUUUGAAAAAAAAACUUCAAAACAUUCUACAAACUGGAGCUUCUCGUUCCCACGGAAUAUAAAUAUUACAAUGCAGGAACAGCAAAAAUCACUUUGUUUUCCCCAAUAUGGUGGGGGCAAUGUUUAGUUGGAAAAUAGUGAAGUAUAGACAUGUAUGCGCUGCGCGGAGCAUGGCUGUGAUUGGAGAUUGUGUUAUUUAACCGUCAACUCUCUGCAAUUCACAGUUUAGUGAAUGCGCCUUUAGGUUUCUUUGCUUAUUAUCCUUCAUACUCUUUACACCCCAUUCAGUUAUCUAAAAGAAGAAUGGAUUCCCCUGUGCAGGCAGUGUAUUAUAUACGGACUAAGCUGCAAAAUACAAUAAACACAACUAUUCUAUUAUGGAAUUCUGAGGCCUUUCAGGAGUCCCCAUAGCUUAUUCUACAGCUUUAUCUUUUAACUGUAUUUCUUUAUUCUGUCCUAACCUUUAACAUUCACCCCCUGCCCUUCCAGCCCAGCAGGGCAUUGACAAUGUAUAAUAAUUUCAUUGGACAGGCUGGGAGCCAGCAUUCUCCAUGUGCCGUUUUCAUUGUAACGCAAGAGUUGUCUUGUUACAGUUGUUUUUGUGAACAUUUUGUGUGUGAUAAUAAAUAUGCUAAUUAGCUUUACAAAUGCCACAUUCCCUGUGUUUGAUACCCUGCUGCUUUCACAGUCGCUGCUGGUAAAUCCUCCGGGCCCCCUUACACUGGGUGGAGGGUGGUACCAAUCCUGCAAAUUGAGUUUAAUUGCUGGACAGUAAGGGGCGAGCAGAUGUGGACUUCCUAGAAAUAAUUGUUUGAAUUUUUGACCUUUUUAUGGAAGAAAAAAAAUCCACAAAAAAAACCAAAUCAUAAAAACAUUGUGCAGUUGGAUAAAAAUAUAACUUAAUAUAUACCAACCAACCAAACUUAGUAAAUGCAAAAUAAUCCUCCAGUUAUUAAACAAGUGUCUGCAUUUCUCCAGUGACCAUUUAAAAUAAAUAAAUAUAUAAUUAUAUAACUAUGUUAAAACACAUAUGUAUCCAAAAAUCUUACAUAGUUACUAAAAAGUUUCAUUCUUUUUGUAUUUAAUAUAUAUAUAUUUUUUUUAAAUACUUGUUUAACCAUUUUAUAUUUAAUUUUUUUCUGCACAGCUGUGUUUUUUACAUUUAAUGACAAAAUAAAUAUUAUGUAAUUUCACAAAAUUAAAAUAAAUGAAAUAUUCUCUUUCUUGACUUUAGAUCCUCUUUAACCAGUUCAAAUACUUUUUCAAUCUCUACUUCUUGUUGUUGGCCUGUUCUCAAUUUGUACCUGAGAUGCGACUUGGACCUCUAUAUACAUUCUGGGUUCCUUUGGUGAGUAGCAAAUUCUAAAUUUCUAAACUGUACCUUUUGCUUUGAAAAACGUUUUAGCCUUCAAUGACGUAAAAUAAUGUUAUACCAAUGUACAUAGAAUUGCAAUAUUUAUGCUCUAACAAAAACCUCUAUAGAGAGAAACUGUAUACGCUGUAUUUCUGUGUGUCACACGCUCAACUGGUCCAUUUAUGAACUUAGUGUAUACUGUUUUAUUAAUCCACAACACAACUUCCUAAUGAUAUACCAUGUCCCUAAUAUGUUAACAUUUUCUUUUUGUCUGAAAACGAUUGCACAAAUCUAACAGAUAUUUUAUUUUUAUCAAACUUGGAUGAAAACAAAUAUAUGUUGGUAAAUUAAUGAGUGAUCAAAUAGAACUACAACCAAACUUUGUUCGGUGACAUUCGUUCAUUCAUUAAUAACUGCUGCCUUUCUGGGUGCACGAAUAAGUAAAAUCUAUUCUUUAUUUAUAUUGUAAAAAUAAAUAUAAGUAAUGUAAAGGAUCACUAUAGUCACUAGAACAACUACAGCUUAAUGUACGGUAUACAGCUUAAUAUACGGUAUACAGCUUAUUGAAUUUGUUCUGGUGAGUAGAAUCAUUGCCUUCAGGCUUUUUGCUGUAAACACGGUUUGUUUCAGAGAAAAUGCAGUGUUUACAUGACAGCCUAGUGAUAACUUCACUGGCCACUCCUCACAUGGCUGCUAGAGGUGCUUUUUGGGGCAGUGCUGCACAGUGUGACUGACUUUACCCAUAGAGAUACCAUAAUUCAAUGCAUCCCUAUGAGGAGAUGCUGAUUGGCCAGGGAUGUGUUUGACCCUGCCCCCAUCCUGCCUCCUUGGUGAUUCCCUCUAUGGGAAAGCAUUGACUUGGCUGCGAUAAUCAAUUCUGAUUAUGUCAGCCAAAGGGGCGGAUCGAGGGCAGGGCCAGCACCAGCACCUGCGGACCCACAUGGCACUGGAAAAAAGGUAAGUUUUAACCCUUUCUAAGGGGACAAGCCACCUACAUGGUUGUUUUAACACUGUAAUAUCAGGAAUACAUGUUUGUGUUCCUGAUCCUAUAGUGUUCCUUCACUAUAACUUAUUUUCAGUGUUUGAAACUGAUGGAAUCAUUUAAAUUUACAUUUUCAUAAAAAAACAAUUUCUUAAACUUCCCAUUUUGAUAUCUCCACUUAUAGGAGUUUUGUGACUGCCAUUUCUGGAUAUAGCCAUUCCCUAUAAUAAUUAAUAGUUCAAACAGAAAUUUGUUAAAUAAUGAAAAAUGAUUUUUCGGUACAAACCGAAUCAAUAUUUGAACUAAUUUUGUGCUCAAUCCAUAGUCUAUCUCUGGUGUAGCCCUUCCAUAUAAUGUGUCUCUUCGACACACUGUCCGUUACAACCUGUUAUGUGCAAAGUCUGUAAUCUGCCAUGGUGUGAAUCCUCCAAUGGCAGCUACGGCCCAGCCAGUCAUGAGGAAGUGGAUCUCUUCAGUCUGGCUACAGAAGCCUGCAGAGUAAUGUAUUGUAUCCCUUCCUCCAUACUUCUUGUUUAACCCCUUAAGGACACAUGACAUGUGUGACAUGUCAUGAUUCCCUUUUAUUCCAGAAGUUUGGUCCUUAAGGGGUUAAGGAGGUAGACUGCAUUGUUUGUUUGUUCUCUGUAUCCAUCCAACUGGCAACCAUGGCAAGAACGCUAUACUGAUAGGUUUCGCCACAUCACUGGCUAUGCACGUCUUCUUUCAGCCUUUGCUGUAACUAGGACAAAGUACUAAUUUUAAUUGGUCUGGAUUCACCUGGUCUAAACCCAAAACCCAGAUUAGCGUUUAAAUAAUGGCUGCAAACUCAGAACAAAGUCAGCGGAUUACGCCAUUGCUCUAUGAAUGAACUUUAUCCAAGCACUGGGUACUGAAAAUAAUGAAUAAACGGCCCGACAUCUGUAACUCCUAAAUGGGGCCUGGUGAUAGGCGUAGUGAUAGAGCACCCAAAAUGUAUCCAGUGAUGAGAAUGUUUUAUUAAUAUUACUUUUUUUGUGGUAAUUAUAUUAGUUUUGUUUAGUUAUGUGUUUACAAAAACAACUUUUCUAAAUAAAUGUUUUGUUUAAAUCACUUUUAAAUUGAUUAUUUUCCACCUUUGUGCUAACGUUUCAUUGAUUUCACAAUUAGAAGCUAUUCCCUAUGAGCAGCUACUGAAACUAUGAGAUUUGAUCACUAAACCAGAUGUUAUGGAGAUUUGAACUUUUUAAACCAGAAUUAUAAACCAGGAAAAGUCGCCCCCCUCACUCCCCCACCCCUUCAGGUGUGCAAAUCCCUUGUUUUCCUCUUUCUUAAAAAAACAAAAAACAAAACACACACACACCAUUGAAGCCUUAAAAGGUAAAUAUUUAAAAAUAGUAAUCUGAUUCAGGUUAAAUAUUUUACAGAAAAAAACAGUAAAGAGAAAGUAAUUUUUGUUGUUGAUCGGAAUUAAUUGAGUAUUUUGUUUGCCUCUGUUUAUAGGGGUUUGUGGUCGCGGUCACCAUCAUUCGAGAGGCAGUGGAGGAGAUUCGAUGUUUUGUACGUGAUAAGGAAGUCAACUCGCAGAUCUACAGCAAGCUCACAGCCAGAGGUCAGGUUGUUGGCCCUUAGCUGAUUUUGUUGCUUCCUCUCUAAGGGUAGGGGAACAGUAGGGAAGUUUUGGAUGGGUGAUUACUGCUGACAGCUCAGACAAGCAGCCAAGGGAGCUGAGUGCAGAGUUGGUGCGGGCAGGUGUCCUAAUUGAUGGUCUGAUGCUCCUGACUCCAUGGAACAUCUGUUCAUCUUAUUGUUACGUUACGUUACGUCUGGUAAACAUUGAACCCGUUUAUUGUCAGAAAGUAUCAGAACCAAUAUGGUCACAUUGGAAAGUAACCUAAAAACAAGGUCUUAGAACUUUUACUGAAAAUAUGUCAUAUUAAUCUAGAGCUAAGCUAGUCCACAUGGCCUACACAGCUGGGGAUUACUAAAAGCACUUUAUUUAGAGUAGUACCGCAGUGAAUCAGUUAAAAGGACGCUGUCAUACGUAACAGAGCUCUGUGUAUAUAUAUAUAUAUAACUGGUUUCAUACCGAACACUAUAAUGUUACUUUAACUGGUUAUGUGCUCAAGUUCCUCCUGCAGAUUAAUUUUUUCGCUUGCUUGUACUUCACAUUCAGAUAUUUUAAUUUGUUUUGUUUAAUUUAAUUUAAAAUGCUGUUGACAGAAGCCACGUUUUCCAUAUAAGUGAUUGAGUAAUGCUCGGCUAAUUAACUUUAUGUUCUUCUUAUUAUUAUUCCUUUUUUGAGUGCUGGGCUCUCGUCCCCUGUCCAUACACAAAGUAUUUGGGUACUUGCUCUCUCAGUAUUCUCCCUGGAUGUAGGAGAGCUUCUGUGGAAACUGGAAAGACAUCACUCACACAGGAUUCUAAAGGGUGAAUUUCAAACUUUGCCCUUCUAGCAGGGAAAUCAAACCAGAGAGAUGAAAGCUGAGAGCUAAGAUUUUUUGGGGGGCUCCCUUUGGCAACGGCAUCCUGUGUCUGGUAUAAAGACUCCCUAAAUUCCCUGGGUGUUUGUGGCAAUGUUUAACCUGCCUGGUCAGCUCAGUCAAUCACUGCAUGGCAUUCUAUGUUUGGAUAUUAUUUUAAUAACCAUUUUGAUCUAGAAUCUCAGCUUCCCAUUAUAAUCUGAGCAAGGACGCUGACAUGGUAAAAUGACAUUUACCUCUGACUGCUGUUCAUAUCCUCCUGCAGUCUGCAAGCCCAUGAAUCAGAGGGUACCGUACGUAUGACCUCAGUGUCAGAGGAGCUGGCGUGUUGGGGGCCCCACCGCAUGAAAGCCUAAUACAGCAGGCACUGGUUGAAAUCAAACAGACCUAACUUAUGAAGACUGGGUUCACAUUACUGGCUAUUAUAAACCCCAUGCCUCUAGUGGGGGUGAACGCCAAUCAGGAAUCCGAUUAACGAUACUAAAAUAAAAAUUAGAAUGUUAUAUCUUCUUCAACCAUUGUAUUAUUCUAGCAAUAAUUUAUUAUUCAUAAUGACUUCAAAGUGAGUUUUGUAUUUUUAUUAUUGUUGCCUUUUUCUUUGCUACAAUGAAUGAACCUCUGUCUCACUUAUUACUAAAAGGCUUGAAGUGAGGCUUUUGGGAGUCUGUAGUUGACAUUGAGAUGGUUUGGAUGGAAGCUGUACUUUUUAAGAAUUAAUGGUGGUAAAUUCAAAAAAUGAAUUAGAAUGUCAUGUUCACUUGCAGGGAAAGGUGGAGAACAGAAAAUUGUUGCAAUCACUCAGACAGAUGUAGUCUAGAACCAUUUUUCCUAACCGCGUCCUGGAAGCCCAGCCACUGUCCAGGAUUUGGGGACUUCCCAAUCAAAUAUUAGAAAUGUUUGUUUUGGUUUGUCUGAAACCUAGUAAAAUUUUUCAUCUCUAUUUAAAAUGAAUGAAGCUAAAAUAGUUCAGUCACAACAAUCCCCUAAAGGGCGAUGGAUAUUAAUUUACUCAGAACAGCAGCAGUAUGUUCAACGAAUGGCAUCGAAUUACAUGUGUACACAGACCCAUACGUUCAUUCAUUCGUUAAUAUUCUGACCAUUAUUUGUUUUUGAUUGAAAUAAACGAAAACCAACCUUUUUGGUAAACUUUUCAAAUUGUCCAAAAAUGAAUGCGCAUGUCUAACCUGUAUGAGUCAGAAUGUGAGUGAGCAAGACAAGCAUGGCAUAGAGCCCCCCUUCUCUGUACACGCACACUCUCUGUAUCUAAUGUUGGGCUGGCUAUGCUUACUGGUAUUGAAUUCAGUAAUCCUCACGCUUGUCCAUGAGUUCAAUCUAUUCGCCUACACUGAACCUCAGACUGCUUCAGAUUCCAUGUCCACAGUGCAACAAGGAGCCGAUCAAAUACACUUGUUCUCCGAUGGAACUACACAACUAAAUUACAUGAUAAAGUUAGGAUUAAUAGUGUUAAAAAUACAACAAAAAAUAAAAAUACUGAAUCAAAUGUCUUUUGUAUUCUUUUUUUCUUUUAGGUACUGUUAAAAUCAGAAGUUCCAGCAUUCAAGUAGGAGAUCUGAUUAUUGUAGAAAAGGUUUGUGUGACUGUGUGUCCAUGUGCAUGUUUGGAUCCAGGGUCUCCCUAUGUCCCUUGCUCACUUGUCUAGAGGGGUAUCAGCUGCACCUCAGUGAAGCGGCCUAGUGAUGGCCAAAAUAAUUGUUUGUGGUUGCUGUUUCCAGGCCCCCAACAGUGCUGUUUCCAGUGGGGCAGUCCCGAUUUAGUUCCCUGGUGUCCUGCGUCCAAACUUGGGCAGCACAGUGAAAGUCCAUCAUUGGACACACUGUUAACGGGCACUAGGACAUUGCAGAGAUCACUUCUGUUAAGGUCCUCUAUGUUGGAAGCUGCCCAUUAUGGGCAUCGCCAGUGACACCCCCUAUGGGCCCGCACUCCACCCAAACUCAUAUCUUUCAAUGUUGGAGGUACGUGGAUCGCAUAUGCAGAAGGAAAUCCUCAACAUUUCAGAUUUUUGCUACAGUUGCACUUCCAAGUUUGUUUGUUUUUCUUCGAUCACAUAUUUUUUUUAUUGUUUUCUAGUGAAUUCAAAAAAUUAUCCAUCGGGAUAAAACAUAUAUAUUUAGGCUUCACUUUAACCCCUUGGACACUGAUUCAUUUUUUUGUUAUCUCAGACUGGUCCCUACUGCCUGCUGUCCUUUUGGUCCGUGUGUAGAAUGUAACCGUAAUUUUCCAUCAGCGACUCUAUAGAGGCAUUUGGGGAGAUGUGGUCUAUAAUCUCUGUAGUGACAAAGGAUGCCGACCCCUGCUCUAUGGGACUGCAGUCAAUAUAUGGGCAGGACAUUCUGGAAAUGUCAUUAGUUCUAAAGAGCUUAAAUACAAAUAAAUCACCAAUAAAAAUUCAGCUGUGGCCUGAACAUGAAACAAUGUAUAUGUUAUUAUUAUGGCAUGAAUGUUCUGUUAUUUAGUUUCCUAAAAUAAAAAUGUUAAUAUAUGUAUUUUUUUUAAAUAAAUAUAUAGAACCAGAGGAUUCCAGCUGACAUGAUAUUUCUGAGAACAUCAGAAAAAAAUGGUAACUAUACCUGAAAACGCUGUAUUUUUCCUUUGACAUCAAUAUUCUUUCAGAGAUUUUUUUUUCCCUCGGAAAUUUAGGGAGAUGACUGGCGGUGCUUGUUGGAUUAUUAUUUUUUGCUUUUUUUUGCUUUCUUUCAAAUAAUUUUUUAAAUCAUUAUUUUUAUGCUUAAAAUAUUUUAAGAAUACAAUGUGACUGUUAAAUAUUUAUUUUUGCCAUUUACGAUUUGAGAGUUCUAUUAAAAAGCACAGAAUUAGCAUUUUCCAUUCUUUCUUUAUAAGAAACAUAGAAUGUGACGGCAGAUAAGAACCAUUUGGCCCAUCUAGUCUGCCCAAUUUUCUAAAUACUUUCAUUAGUCCCUGGCCUUAUCUUAUAGCUAGGAUAGCCUUAUGCCUAUCCCACGCAUGCUUAAACUCCUUUACUGUGUUAACCUCUACCACUUCAGCUGGAAGGCUAUUCCAUGCAUCCACUACCCUCUCAGUAAAGUAAUACUUCCUGAUAUUAUUUUUAAACCUUUUCCCCUCUAAUUUAAGACUAUGUCCUCUUGUUGUCUUCUUUUAAAUAUAGUCUCCUCCUUUACUGUGUUGAUUCCCUUUAUAUAUUUAAAUGUUUCUAUCAUAUCUCCCCUGUCUCGUCUUUCCUCCAAGCUAUACAUGUUAAGAUCCUUUAAAGGGACACUCCAGGCACCCAGACCACUUCUGCCCAUUGGAGUGGUCUGGGUGCCAACUCCCACUACUCUUAACCCUGCAAGUGUAAUUAUUGCAGUUUUUUUAUUAUUGCAGGGUUAACUCCACCUCUAGUGUCUACUAGACAGCCACUAGAGGGCACUUCCUGGUUCCUAGCAGCAUCGCUGGACAUCCUCACGCUGUGUGAGGACCUCCAGCGUUGCUUAAUUCCCCAUAGGAAAGCACUGAAAUGCAUUUUCAGUGCUUUCCUAUGGGGAGCGCUAAUGCGCAUGCGCAGCAUUGCCAGUUGAGAGAGAGCACAUUAGAUUGCAGCAUAUUUAGAAUUAACAAAAAUAACAUUUAUUGUGUUACCUUUUUAAAUUUUUUUAUUUAAGGUAUUCUUUUCUGUAGUUUUAUGUCACUCAGAGACCUUCUCCUGCUUUCUGUCUCUCUCUGCCAUCCAAAGAAACCUGUUUUGAGAGUGAAAUCUUUCUCAGACUGGAAGUGGCUCCCAUUUGUUAACGCAAUGUGUAUAUCUGUAGGCUCCUGCUUUCUGCGCACGGAUCAGCUAGAUGGAGAGACUGACUGGAAGUUGCGUCUACCUGUAGCCUGUACCCAGAGGCUGCCCACGGCUGCAGUAAGUUCACAUCCCAUAUUCAUAUCUAUACUAUCACACACGACUACUUUAUAUCAUCAUAUCCCAGGCCUACAUCAAGAGCUUGAUAAUAAAAACCCUGAAUGGUGCAAUCCAGUCCAGUUACAGAGAGUAAUGUAAAAAUAUCUAGACGUCUCUUCUGUUUGGCUGCUUUAUAUAUUUGGAGCCUUCUUUCACUUAUUGCUUAAAUCUGGGGAAAUAAAAUUGUCGCCUUUAAGAUGCAGUCUUAUCGAAUCUGCCAAAUUUCAUGAUUUUAGAUCAUAUUUUUCCCAUCAGUUCUAUAUUUCUCCCAUCGGUCUUUUGUUUGGUGCCAUGGGCGGAAAUAUAAUCGCAAAGUAAAACCAACAUGUUUAGAAUUGCGUGACUUGGGAGGUUUGUGAUUUGGUUGCAUUUCAGCUCGGAGUUUGGGAAUUCAAAUUAAUCUCAACGUUCCAUUAUGUUACCGUUUCUUUAGCUGCUGGGUAAAAAAAUAAAUAAAUUCAAAAAGCUGCUAAUUUUGCAAAGCUAAGCACUUGGUUAAUUUUGAAAUGGGGGCAGCACUAUAAAUGCCCCAGCACCCGGCAUUCUGCGGUGAGCAUGGAAAAAAAUAUUAACACCUUGAGUGCCAGAGGGGUCAAUGAUGCGAGUUCCUGGCACCACAGACUAAAAUGUAGGAUGACUGGAGACCUAGAGAACGUCAUCUGCCAACAUUCAGCCCCUUGCCCGAGGCUGUCCAGAUGUUUUCUAAUUUUCUUUGUUCUUUUUAUGGAAAUGUAAAAAUAAGUUUGUUUUUGGAUUGACACUGCGCUCGCUGUGAUUACACAGGAAUGUUUACGUGUGGCCUACUGAACAAACAGGCACAGUGCGGAGAAUUUAUUGUGGGCUGUUUAAAUAUUGAACUUUGGCUCUGGAAUACUGUUCUUGCCAUUUUGCCACUAAAUGUUUAUCAUGUGUAUGUGACAAGCAUUGCAUUUCUUUGGUCUGUAUUUUUGACACCUUAAUGUCACUUUUCUUCUCGUUUGACCAAUACAUGUUAGUUCAACACUUAUCAUUUCUUAUUCUGGGAAAAAGACUAUUAGUAAAGUGCGUGUUACAUUUUAUUCAUACUUCUAAUGUGCACCUGUCGUUUCAAACAUGGCCUGGCGUCACUCUAUAGGUGACACGAUUUGAUCCCUACAUUGAUCUAAACAUGCUGCUUUAGUUACACUUGGUUGUUAAACUGAAACACACUGCGUUUGCAGCACCAACAUUCUCCCCGACAGAGACACGUCAGUGCGUUUUGUACUGUACAUAUUGUAGAGUGAAUUUCUGGCUGCACACCCGCCACGUACGAAUGAUAAUGAUCCCUUAAGCUAGAAUGUUCUGCACCAGGAAAUGUGGUGUCCGUCCCUUUCUAGAAGAGAAAUCUAUUUUGUUAUUUAUUUUAUCUUCAAAUACAUUGUUUUUUAAUGUCUUCAUUAACAAGUCGGUGUAGUCAGUAAAAUGGAAAUUGUCAAUAAUGAAAACUGAAUUAACUACGAAUUUGGAAAUUUAGAUUGAAAUGGCUGAAUUGGAAAAAAAUCACCAAAUCACCUAUGUUUUAAUUUUGGUGAUUUUUGUCAAUUCACAUUGCUCUUCCUAAAGCAGUAGUUUUGAGAGUCAGCCGAAAGGUAUUGUUUAAAUUUAUAAAUUCUGACGGUGAAUUUGUAAUUUUCAUCAUUUAUGAAUGAGCGAUAAGUUGUCUAAACGGAUUACAGAGCUAAUUAAUAAGUAGUACAUCACACAAAGUGCUAACAUUGACAGCCUGUUAUUGGUAUGAAGGGUUCAAAAUUCUGUCCGUGCAAAACAAAAUCUGAAUACCGAUGGAACGAUUGACAUUGGACAAUCUUAGUGAACUGACAAUAUUGUUCUUGAUUCUAAGCCCAAAUUCAUUUUUAACCCUGUUUUAUGUACUUAAAGGAACAUUAUAGCAUUAGUUAAAAUUGUUGUAUUCCUACUGCUAUAGUGUCCUACCAACUAUUUAGAUUAUUUCACCCCUCUCCCAUGUGAACAAAAAAGCAGAUUUAAUUACCUGUCCACUCGCGAUACUCUAGUCUCACCGCAGCCACGAUACCUCCCUGACUGAGAUCAUCAACCUUGAUGAUCUCAGCCAAUUCAAUGCUCUCCCAAAGAAAAGCAUUUGGAAUCGAUGCGCCAAUCAGCAUCUUCCUCUGGACCUCAUCCAGGAAGACCAACUAGUGGCUGUCAGAGUGACUUAUCGAGUGACCGCUAUUAGAGGUGGCAUUAGGCAGCAGGAUACACAUUGCCUUUUCUCAGAAAAGACCCUGUUUACACUCCUCAGCCUUCGUGGACUUGCUAUAUGCCUCCGAACCACUAUAUUAAGCUGUAAUGGUGUUGGUGAUUAUAGUUUCACUUUAAAUUACAUUAAAUUUGAUUAAUUCCCUGUCAUAAUCAUCUCUGUAAUUAAAAGGAUUUACAGUCUCUGUAUCUUGAAGUUAUGCUGCCUCGAGUUUGUACAAUAAUCUGUAUAAAUAUGUGAUGGGAACACAAAGUAAUCUGCCCCCUUUAGGUGCGUAUUGUUCCAAAAUUGCUAUAUAUUUACUCCCUUUGUUUUCCUGAUUCUAUCCUGUAGGACCUGCUUCAGAUCCGAUCCUACGUGUACGCAGAGGAACCAAAUAUAGACAUUCACAAUUUUGCCGGUACUUUCACCCGAGUGAGUAACAGUCACUAAAAUUCCAUUAUUUACAAGACAUCGGCCUUUGUCACACACAACUGAAAAUGAAGAAAACUCGUCCUUGGCAUUCAUUUAACAGGGUUUUAAAUUCACUACAUAAUAUUUGAAGCUAUCUAAGAUCUAGUUAACGAUCACAUAGUGUUUGCUUAAUUCAUGUAAUUUUAAUAUUAUCUGCAUCUAUGUGUUUGGUAUAUUAUCUAAUAGGAAAUCUAACCUAAUAUCUCUAAUAUUUCUCUCCAUUUUCCUGUUUUAAUAAAUAGUAAAAUAUUUAUUAUAAUUAGAUUAUCGCCUUAUGUUCUGUGAUUUUUAAAUAGUUGUGUUUUUUGUUUUUUUUUUAAAUCAAAAUGUUGUUUAAGAGGUUUCUCGGAACCUGCAGAGAAUUGAAAGGGAAUCGCACGUUAAAGACGAUUGACCACAAUUCCCUAUGAGGCAUUGUAUUUACUAAUGGGGAUUGUUCACUAAACAGCUGAGAAUUCAACAGGAAUUGUCACAUUUAAGGCCAAAGUAAUCAGCUUGGUAGAACUGUCUGUUAGCGGUGCUCAGCUUUUUUUGGCCUUAAAUUUGAAACUCCCUGUAAUUUCUUUUUAAUUCGAGGUUUAGUAGUUAAUAUCCCUUUAUGGUCUAUUCCGUCUUUUUUUUUAAAUUAAUUUAUACUGAUCCCCUUUGUUAUCACUAUCUUGUUUGUAUUUUCAUAGUAAGCGAACCCCCACAUUCUGUUUAGGGGAUCAUUGUGGAACCGAGCCUUUAUGUUACACUCACUGUGAUGGAAUAUUCCGUAUUUGUAAAGAUUUUACAUUUUUCUCUCUUUAUGUUUUAGGAGGACAGCGACCCCCCCAUAAACGAGAGUUUAAGUAUUGAGAACACGCUGUGGGCAAGCACGGUCAUUGCUUCCGGUAACGACACACAUUCUUUCUCUUUAAAUGGGCAUGUUAACAAUUUAAUCCCUCGUUUAUCUGUCUGUAAUUGAAAAUAAUUGUGUCUGUCAUUGAGAAAAUUAGUGUCACAUUUUUGUUUUUGACAACUGUUUUAACUUCACAAGGGAAUGAAAAAUGGCAUCCACCCACGUCCAGCCCCCAGACAUUUCUAAACAAAGAUUAACAGCAGGAAAAAAAUCCAGAAAAAUUGAUUUUAUGAUCCUAAGUAGACCUCCCACUCCUAUCACGCUCAGACUGCCUUACUACAACUUACAUGUUGCUUUUUUGUCUUUCUAUAAAUGUAAUUUUAAAAAAAGGUUUAAUUUCCAAGAGAGCCACCCUGUUUGUUUAAUUUGUUCAAAAUAAAAUUAGACAAAACCUUGCAUUUUUAAUUUAACAAAAAUCAUAUACAGCCUGGAAGUCCAGAUGAGUGCUACAACUGGACAUUUCUAAAGGCCCUUUAAUUAGCCAUGACUUCUAAUCAUCCUCUCCCAUUAACAAACAUAUUGAUUACGAUGCUGUUAACAUUUAGAAAGCGUCAACAUGUUUUGUAGCGCAGUACCAUACAAGGUUUGUGCAGUCCGUUAAUAUACAGUAAACCUAGAAAGGCUUUUGUUUGUGAACAACUUACAAUUCACGAUAAUUGGUAAUUCUGAAAUCUGCUUGGCCAGUUAUGGUUAACCUUAGCACUGCAAAUGUAUGCAAAGUACAUGUCCCAGAAUGCACUGCUGCAGCUUCAUUUCUGACCAGCUUACAUUUUGAAAGUGCUCUCCUUACGUUGAGAGACUUGGCCAACAUUAGACCAUAUCCAGGUUGGCUUUCUUACAGACGGAUCCCUUUAUAAAUUGCCCCUUGGCUAUAGGAGUUCUGGACACAGCUUGCCAAUCCCCGGUGCAGAUUAACCCUUUCCAGUUCUUUUUACGUUUUUAGUGGAAGAUGUGUUUCUUAACCCGUUCAGGACCAGGGUGAGCAAAUCUUUUUUUGUUUGAGGUACAGUCCUGGGAUAUCGCUAGCCCUCCGGUUCAGUUCAGAUUGUAAAAUCAAUUUAGUUAUAUUUAAGCAGCAAUUUUAUCAGCAUGGCGUCACUGGCAACAACUACCAGAUUAACGUGAUUUUAUAAAUGGAAAUCUCUUUAUUAUAAGCCAAUUAAUGCAUGCAAGCUUAAAAUUAUAAAAAGAAAAAAAGACAUUAUUUAUCUUUACUCUAAAGCAAAGAAUGCCAUAAAAGCUCUAAUUUCAAAUCAGACGUUUGUGCCGGCCAUAUUUGACUCUAUAUAACUAUAUACUUUACAAGAGUAGGUUUAACGAGUGUUUUGAGGACACCGUUCCGUCACUGGGUACUAGGUCCUCAGUCCUGUUACACCACGGAUUCUAAAACAUUUCUGGCUAAGACCUAAAUAAUGUCAUGGCGAUAGGUGGGUGACCAAAUAUCCAAGUGUAAUAUAAUAUGUGGUGAGAUGAAUUCUCAGUGUCAGAGGGGUCUUUUAAAGUUAGGAUUGCUGCAGAAAUCCUUUUAAUUUGGGACUUUGCCUGGGACUUAAUAUUACUACUAUGGGGAGAUUUAUCAAUGUGUCACGUCCACUUUUCAAUUUAAAUUUUCUGUGAAUUUUUUGCGCAAUUUAUUAAAUCUGUCAGAUAUUGCGCUGUUUGCUCCCUAGCUGCCAUUUCGUCACCAAUGCAACAGAUUUAUUAAUAUUUCUGCCAUUUGUUCCACCACUAUCAAUUUUUUUUGUGUAAACUGGCAACAUUUUCUGUAAAGAAAGAUUUUAAAUCACUUUAAUAAACAGGAUGUAAAUAAUGUCUGGAUUUCAGGGAACGACGUUUGGGUCUUGACCCAGGAGUUAACAGCUAAUACAUUAUACAUUGUAUCUUUGGAAAUUCAAUAUAAAUAAUUAAUAUAAUACACUGAACACAAAACAAAUGAUAACCUUUUGCAGUUGUUCCAGGUGUGGUUUGAUUGGGGAAAUUAGCGGAAGACUCCUUGUCUCUAACUUUCGAUGUCUUGGCUAAAUGAUAGAUAUUUGUGAUAAAGGGUUAAAUAGUAUGCAUUAGUUUAGAAUGGACUACAAAUCUCACUUACCGAAGCUGCUGUUGUAAAAUCUUGGAUUAUAAUCCACUUGGGCCACUUGGGCCAUUGGUUAAGUGCCAAACCAGCUCCCUCCCACAGUUCAGGCUAACCUAGCUAAGCUGUGACUAUAGCUGAACUGGGGAUGUUCCCCUCCAAAUCUGCCAUUUUUGCCAAAAUGUUAAAGUAACUACAAUUCCCUGUUGAUUGAUUAAACUCCAGUGAGCAAGGAUAACCUCAUAUUGCUUAUUCUUCUUGGCUUUUCAUCCCCUAGACCAGGGGUAGGCAACCGUGGGCACUCCAGAUGUUGCAGACUACAUAUCCCAUAAUGCUCCAUAAUGCUGGCAUGAUGCCAUGCAUUGCUUGCCCCUGCCCUAGAGUCUUGAGGUUAAUAACCAAUCAGAUGCUGGGAAUCACAUGCACUUAUACUAUGCCACAUAUGGUGCCGGGGACACUGCAUGGUUCAAGCUAUUAAACUCCUUUUUUGAAAUUACUGUUUCCAAAACUACGACUCCUGUUGAGGAAUCUUUUUGUUUGCAUUAAGCACUCUGUAACUUUCUGUAAUUUGCGUUUCCUUUCAGGUACAGUUGUUGGCGUAGUUUUAUAUACUGGUCGAGAACAGCGCAGUGUAAUGAACGCCUCAAAUCCAAGGAGCAAGGUACAGACUGACUAAAACCGUCACAUUUACCAAGCUGUCUGGCAGGCACUGUGAUCACUUUUAUUUCUCUUUAAUUUUUACUCGUAUACACUGCACAUUACUGUGAGUUUUAUUGCUGUGGAGCUCUGUGAUACACUGAUACACACUGCACAUUACUGUGAGUUUUAUUGCUGUGGAGCUCUGUGAUACAUUCAUACACUGCACAUUACUGUGAGUUUUAUUGCUGUGGAGCUCUGUGAUACUCAUACACACUGCACAUUACUGUGAGUUUUAUUGCUGUGGAGCUCUGUGAUACUCUCAUACACACUGCACAUUACUGUGAGUUUUAUUGCUGUGGAGCUCUGUGAUACUCUCAUACACACUGCACCUUACUGUGAGUUUUAUUGCUGUGGAGCUCUGUGAUACUCUCAUACACACUGCACAUUACUGUGAGUUUUAUUGCUGUGGAGCUCUGUGAUACUCUCAUACACACUGCACCUUACUGUGAGUUUUAUUGCUGUGGAGCUCUGUGAUACUCUCAUACACACUGCACAUUACUGUGAGUUUUAUUGCUGUGGAGCUCUGUGAUACUCUCAUACACACUGUGCAUUACUGUGAGUAUUAUUACUGUGGAGCUCUGUGAUACUCUCAUACACACUGCACAUUACUGUGAGUUUUAUUGCUGUGGAGCUCUGUGAUACUCAUACACACUGCACAUUACUGUGAGUUUUAUUGCUGUGGAGCUCUGUGAUACUCUCAUACACACUGUGCAUUACUGUGAGUAUUAUUACUGUGGAGCUCUGUGAUACUCUCAUACACACUUCACAUUACUGUGAGUUUUAUUGCUGUGGAGCUCUGUGAUACUCUCAUACACACUGUGCAUUACUGUGAGUUUUAUUGCGGUGGAGCUCUGUGAUACACUCAUACACACUGUGCAUUACUGUGAGUUUUAUUGCUGUGGAGCUCUGUGAUACCCUCAUACACACUAUGCAUUACUGUGAGUUUUAUUGCUGUGGAGCUCUGUGAUACCCUCAUACACACUAUGCAUUGCUGUGAGUUUUACUGCUGUGGAGCUCUGAGAUACAAUCAUAGACUCUUCAUAUUGAUGUGAGUUUUAUUGCUGUGGAGCUCUGUGAUUCACAGUAAUGCACAGUGUGUAUGAGUGUGUUUUAUUGCUGUGGAGCUCUGUGAUACACUCAUACACACUGCACAUUACUGUGAGUUUUACUGCUGUGGAGCUCUAUGAUACACUCAUACACACAAUGCAUUACUGUGAGUUUUACUGCUGUGGAGAUCUGUGAUACACCCAUACACACUGCACAUUACUGUGAGUUUUAUUGCUGGGAUAAUAUUGUUACACCACAAAAAAAAGCAUAAUUUUUUUUUUUUGUUUACAUGAAAAAAGUCCCCUCUGUUGUGCUGCUUAUUCUGGUGAUGAUAUCUGUGAUGUUAAUAUUUAUCUGGGUGGCUGUGUGCAUGGUGAUUAUAAUGUGCUCUCCUGGCGCUCUCCUUAUAGAUUGGACUCUUUGACUUGGAGGUGAACUGUCUGACGAAGAUCCUGUUCAGCGCACUCAUUGUCGUGUCUCUAGUUAUGGUGGCGCUGCAGCACUUCGCAGGUCGAUGGUAUCUGCAGAUUAUCCGAUUCUUGCUCCUCUUCUCUAACAUCAUCCCGAUCAGGUGUGUGCGGCUGGUUAAUGUCCGAAAUAAUGAGAAUCUGACCUGACUUUAUCAGCGAUAUUAAUAUAUUGAGGGUUUUGUUGAAAUAUAUAAAGGACCAAUAGUCACAGAGAUCCUGACCGCCACUAUAGGAGCUUCCCUUGGAGAAACCAGUCGAUCUUGAUCCUGCAAUCAAUUUUUAGAAUAUUAAAUCACCCCAAAUCUACAACAUUUUAUACAACAUCUUAUUAAUUUACCAAUGUCAUCACUAAUGAAGAGAGGCAUUCUAGGGUCAAACAAUACUCGGUGAUUGAUCUCAGACAGACAGAUACACAGGCACACUUGUUGAAUCUUGUUUUUAAACACAAAUAAUCAUUCUCUAUCGCUCCAUAGCCGGCAAUCUUGAUUACUCUACAGAUAAUUUAAUUAGAAUUCUGAAUGUUCUUUGAAGUUGUUGUGGUAUAUAGUGGAUGAAGCAUCUUGGAAACCAAGUCUGGUGUGAUCGUAUCCAGUGACUGGCCGUUCUGAAAGCUAAAGUACCUUCAGCUCAAUUUAUAGUCUGUAGUGAAACUCGAGUUCACACUUUUUCCUUUACAAAAUUAUUUUGAGUCUACUGGAUUUUGGUUAUGGACUAUCAUUCAAAAAAAUGUUCACGAUUUCCUCUGCACACUUUCAUGGAUUUCUUAAGAAAACGACAUGGAUUGCUCACAAAAAAAUGGAUAACCUUCAUUAACGGUUUUCUGGUAGCAUGAAACACACAAACAUUGUGUAAAGUUGAACAUAAACUGUUAGGGUCCUGUGCGGAAAUGCGAGGAUCCAUUGCCAGAGUCUCCUUUCUUAAAGAACGGUGUCAGCAAGUGUGCCAUGGCCACGUGCACCUUCUCAGUGCCCCCUACACUAUGCAUCAUUACUGUUUGUUGACUGUUGCCCGAUGGGUUAUUGUGCCCAGCAAGUGUGACAUUAACCUACUGUGCCCAGCAACCGCACCACACAAUGCUUUGGUGCUGUAAACUAUAUUAAUGCAAUUAUGAUACAAGUGCUACCAACAAAUAUCUCCACUGAAUUCACGCUGACUUUGUGGUUCUACAACGUAAGUCUUAAAUCGCAUAUAAAGUCAUUAGGGUAGGCGUCCCAAACUCUUUUCUCCCAGAUGUUGCUGAACUGUUAUUACCAUGAUUCUCUGGCUAUCUAUUAUAAAAAUUCUGGUGGUUGGUGGCUAUCAACAUGUGAAGGUCCAGAGUUUGAGAUCCCUUCCGUAAGGACUUGAAUGCCAUCUCUUAAUAACUCUUCAAGCAUGCAGCACAUGUUGUUAAGCCUAAAAUUUAAAGACUAUACCAAUUCUGUGCUUUCACUGCAGUAUUUAAAUCAAACUGCUUGUUAAUAAAAAUGUCACUAAAUGUACAAUGUGACUAUUCCUGGACCAGACGGAAAGGUAGGGAUAUGUUGCUGAUCACAAAAACUGGACUACUGAAUUCUGGCCAGAGACUUCCGAUUUCCAAUCGAACAUUCCCCGAAAAGAACAUGAAUAAAUCUGCCUUGUUCUACAUCGGCAAAACAAUCUGUACUGAACACACGGUGUACUGGUGUAGACAAAGUGCAUUUGGUGCCCACACAGACUGACGUUUCACCCUAACUAAGUGAUAUCUGAAUUCUGCAGUGACCCACUAUCAAAUGUAUGCUUGUAGCACGAUAACCCAACAUGUCGUCCUUGCAUCACGUAAAAAAAAUAAAUUAAAAUGCUUAAAUGUGAAAAUGAUCCUAAAUACUUGAUAUAUGGCCGUGCAGCCAUGGCUAAGUCAUAGGGCAUUGAUGCUGAACUGUAGCAUUUUUAGAGUUUUGAUAUUGCAUGUGUCAGGUCCUUUCGUAAUAUAAUUUAAGUUUUUUUUGUUGUUUGUUUUUUUUAAAUUGUAUUUAUAAACACAUUGCUUCUGUUUUGCAGUUUGCGAGUAAAUUUAGAUAUGGGGAAGAUCGUGUACAGUUGGAUGAUCCGUAGAGAUUCCAAGAUUCCGGGGACGGUGGUUAGAUCAAGCACCAUUCCAGAGCAACUGGGGCGGAUUUCUUAUUUACUGACAGAUAAAACCGGUAACUUGUAACUUCUACACAUCGGCAGCUAGAGAGACUUUUUUUUAGCUGCCUUAGUAAGCAUUAAUCCUAAUUGGUUUUCCAAGCUUAUUUUCUAGUCUAGUCUGACUCUAUCCACGUUUUACAACUUUUGUUAAGAGCUUGUUUAUGCACUGAUUAAAAGCUUCCACAUAUUCUAAGAAUAUAUUUAUAGUUUUUGUAGUUCCGUUUUUUUUUUUUUAUCUAUUUUUUUUUUUUUGAAGCACUGACAGAUGGAAGGCCCAAGCCCGAGACUACAAAUUUAUAUAUAGAUAUUUUUUACCUGAUGGAGGGUAUGAUUAGAGUUGGAUUCAGCAGGGGGUGAAUGACCUGUUUAUUCUCUCAGGGACUCUGACUCAGAAUGAAAUGGUUUUCAAGCGACUUCACUUGGGCACGGUGGCCUACGGCAUGGAUUCGAUGGACGAAGUACAGAGCCAUAUCUUCAGCAUCUACACCCAGGUCUGAUCUUAUAUUUUAUGUUUUAUCUACUACAAAUGUGCUAAAAUUAUUUAAAUGAGUAAAAGAAUUCCAUUCUAAUGAAGGCAAACCAUUUCUAAAAAAAUAAAAUAAAAUAAAAACAAAAUAUAUAGUGUAUAACUCAUAUAAAAUAAAUGUCUUGAACUGAACAAUCUACGUGGAUAGGUGAGUAGGAAUCUACAUGAUAUGAGAAACUCUAUUUCCAACGAUGAUUGGACUGUGAAAUUAUCUUUCUGUAUGACAAAAAACAUAGGCUAGAAAACAUGUUAGGUUAAUAUAUUUAACUAGGCAGUUAGCCAGUUCUGCUUAGGGUUUUUCAGUUAGAUAGACAUAGUGAAGGCCAAUACAUUGUAGAAGGAUAGAUUGUCUCCUUUUAAAGACUGGAAGCUGGACAGUUCGGAUAGCCUGUUUUGGAUUUGUGUUUUUCCAACACAACCGCAUUAAACACUGAACAAGAAUUACUUUAAAGAUUUAAUGUUUAAUUUGAACGUACAUUACGAAUGAGAACUACUUCUAAUAAAGACAUCAUCGCAAUGCUAUUCAGACAUCUGACAUUCUGACCACACAAGGAAAGAAUUGUUAGAUCGACAAUAAAUAUUUUUUUCCACCACAAUAAAAAAGACUUUCAAAGGAAAAUAAUAAUAUUAAUGGAUGUUUUAAAGUGUUUUCAAUUAAAGACCUGAGGAGGGGGAGGAAAUGUCAGACUGGUUUCAUGGGGCAGGAGUGGGGAGAAUGAUUUGGUAGCUGUGAUACAGAAUCCCGUAAGUAGAAAUAUUUUUGGUGUCCAUUUAGAAAAGAUCAUGAAGUAGAUCUACGUUUUGAUCAUUUGCAGGUGGGACAAGGCCUAGGGGCCAUCAGUGGCAACUCAAUUAAGUCCACAAUAUGGGCUAUUUUUUUUUUUCUUAAUUGGAACCAUUUGUUCAAUUCCAAUUCAUUGGAACUGUAGAUCUGAUUCAUUACUUCAAUUAUUAUUUCCAUUCUGUGACCCCGUGAUCUGGAAGUAAAACUUUUUUUGUGUGGCUCUGACACGAGAGGUUAACAGAGCAGGAAGCAUAGUCUCUCUGUCCGCUGUGUGACCAGCCUAAUUAAGUAAUUGCCUAAUUACAUGAGGAGUUGGAAGCCAAUACUAAAAAUAGUCCUGUAUUAUUUAAUGGAGAGGACUGGGCUAGUUUCUCAUAUUGUGCCAUCUGGUAUGCGUUUACAUUAAUCAUAUCCAUAAAGGUCAAGCUUUUCCAAAGAAAAAGGUCACUUGGUCUUUGACUCCUUUCAAUAUGUUUUUAAUGGGGCACAUAACCGGACAACUUAUUGUAAAUAUGUGAUUCAGCUUCUGUUACUCAUAGGGAAAAUAAUUGAUAAUCAAAAUAUUAUGCUCUGCAGUGUUUAUGGGUAUUUAUGAGUGUAGGUGUGUGAGAUAUAUAUAUGACGUGAUCUAGGCACAGGAUGAAAUAUCACACCAUGUAAUAAAAACUGUAAUGUAUGGUGUGAGUGACUACUGGGCCGUACGAAUCCCAAACGGAAAUUGCUAGCUUUGAGACGUCCACAAUCCGGCCAGAGAUUGCUAGCUUUGAGAUGUCCACAAUCCGGCCAGAGAUUGCUAGCAUUGGGACGUACUUAUUCCGGGCAGAGAUUGCUAACAUUGGGACGUACACAUCCCGGCCAGAGAUUGCUAGCAUUAGGACGUACACUUCCUGGCCAGAGAUUGCUAGCAUUGGGACAUACGUAUCCCGGUCAGAGAUUGCUAACUUUGGGCUGUACACAUCUCGACUAGAGAUUGCUAGCAUUGGGACGUACAUAUUCCAGCCAGAGAUUGCUAGCAUUGGGACGGACACAUUCCAGCCAGAGAUUACUAGAAUUGGGACGUACACAUACCAGCCAGAGAUUGCUAGAAGUGGGACGUGCACAUACCGGCCAGAGAUUGCUAGAAGUGGGACGUGCACAUACCGGCCAGAGAUUGCUAGAAUUGGGACGUGCACAUACCGGCCAGAGAUUGCUAGAAGUGGGACGUGCACAUACCGGCCAGAGAUUGCUAGAAGUGGGACGUGCACAUACCGGCCAGAGAUUGCUAGCAUUGGGACGGACACAUUCCAGCCAGAGAUUGCUAGAAUUGGGACGGACACAUUCCAGCCAGAGAUUGCUAGAAUUGGGACGUACACAUACCAGCCAGAGAUUGCUAGAAGUGGGACGUGCACAUACCGGCCAGAGAUUGCUAGCAUUGGGACGGACACAUUCCAGCCAGAGAUUGCUAGAAGUGGGACAUGCACAUACCGGCCAGAGAUUGCUAGAAGUGGGACAUGCACAUACCGGCCAGAGAUUGCUAGAAGUGGGACGUGCACAUACCGGCCAGAGAUUGCUAGAAUUGGGGCGUGCACAUAUCGGCCAGAGAUUGCUAGAAGUGGGACGUGCACAUACCGGCCAGAGAUUGCUAGAAUUGGGACGUGCACAUACCGGCCAGAGAUUGCUAGCAUUGGGCCGUACGUAUCCUGGCCAGAGAUUGCUAGCAUUGGGAUGUACGUAUCCUGGGCACAGAUUGCUAGCAUUGGGACGCACGUAUCCCGGCCAGAGAUUGCUAGCUUUGGGACGUAUCUAUCCCAACCUGCCAGUGAAUUCAAUUUGCAGCUGCUACAGAUAAUUCUGACCCUUUUCCUGUUGUGUGAUGCAGGUAGAGAGAAUGGGGAGACAGAUGUAAUCUCUCUCUUUCAGAUGGUCUACCAACGUAUCUGUUGUAAUGUCAGUGUCCCCAGGGUCGUAUCCUGGUCAGACCACAUUGCCAGUAAGUGUCCCUGGGAAAUACCUCUAAACGUAAAUAUCCCGAUUCUUUCACACAUUGCCUGGAUAUUUUAAAACGUGCGUAUACAAUAAGAUUUUCAAUGAAAUUUAGACUGUCUUAUGUUAUAUCUGCAUAUAUUUGUUUGAGCGUUUGGACUCAUUGUGUAAUGCCGCAAUGUUUAUUUUAUUUUCUCAUUUGUUUUUUAUUGUAUUUUGCUCUGUCUUCCUCCAGCCUUCUCAAGACCCUCCUGCUCAAAAAGGCCUGACCACCAAAGUACGGAAAACUAUGAGCAGCCGGGUGUAUGAGGCCGUGAAGGGUAUCGCCCUGUGCCACAAUGUGACGCCUUCCUAUGAAUCUAAUGGCGUGACUGACCAGGCCGAGGCUGAACGCCAGUUUGAGGAUUCCUGCAGAGUGUAUCAGGCUUCCAGCCCUGAUGAGGUAUUCAGACAAAGACACAGUGGGUUGUUAAGUUUGCAAUUCUAACAUAUCCUGUGUGAGUUUGUAUGUAAGAAUAGCUCCUCACAGUUAGUCUAAUGCCAAGAGAUUCGCUGGGGUUUUUAUCUUCAUUGUGUAAUGUCUUGAUGUAGUGAUGGCGAACAACUAGAAUAUUAUGUAAUAUUUUACAGCCAUCAUUCUCUGAGACGGAGUACUGACGUCUUGUUUGAAUAUAAUUGAUUCUUGGUGUCUCAGUAGAAGCUGUAAGACCUACUGGGCAUUUUUAGUCUGAGGUCCUAGCUGGAGACAUAGAGUCCUACAGUAUCUUUAAAAAUAUUAGAGAGUGCCAGUUCAUCUUGGCCUGUGUGAUUUGUCCAAGUAAAUGAUCUUGGAAUAUGGAACCUCAAAAGACUUGCAUCCCAAAGUAAAAACCCACUGGAUUAUUUGACAUUACUUGGAGAAUGCCAUGUGUUUAUACAGUUAGGUAAUCUGCUUCUAUAAUAUUUCUUGUGUAAGGUGAAUAUUUACUGAAAUGUUGAUAUUCUGUGCUUUAUAGCAAUAGAUACAAACUUACAGUUAUGAUUAUAUGCGCGAUCCUGUGGAUCAUGUCACUAUACAUCCGAUCGUGUUAGUGUGUGUCCGUGUACCGUGUUAGUGUGUCUGUAUACCGUGUUAGUGUGUGUCCAUAUAUUGUUAGUGUGUGUCCGUAUACUGUGUUAGUGUGUGUCCGUAUACUGUGUUAGUGUGUGUCCGUAUACCGUGUUAGUGUGUGUCCAUAUAUUGUGUUAGUGUGUGUCCAUAUAUUGUGUUAGUGUGUGUCCGCAUACCGUGUUAGUGUGUGUCCGCAUACCGUGUUAGUGUGUGUCCGUAUACCGUGUUAGUGUGUGUCCAUAUAUUGUGUUAGUGUGUGUCCGCAUACCGUGUUAGUGUGUCCGUGUAUCGUGUUAGUGCGUGUCCGUAUACCGUGUUAGUGCGUGUCCAUAUACCGUGUUAGUGCACGUCUGUAUACCGUGUUAGUGCGUGUCCGUGUACCGUGUUAGUGCGUGUCCGUGUACCGUGUUAGUGCGUGUCCGUGUACCGUGUUAGUGUGUGUCCGUAUACCGUGUUAGUGUGUGUCCGUAUACCAUGUUAGUGUGUGUCCGUAUACCGUGUUAGUGUGUGUCCAUAUAUUGUUAGUGUGUGUCCGUAUACUGUUAGUGUGUGUCCGUAUACCGUGUUAGUGUGUGUCCAUAUAUUUGUGUUAGUGUGUGUCCGCAUACCGUGUUAGUGUGUGUCCGUAUACCGUGUUAGUGUGUGUCCAUAUAUUGUGUUAGUGUGUGUCCGCAUACCGUGUUAGUGAGUCCGUAUACCGUGUUAGUGCGUGUCCGUAUACCGUGUUAGUGCGUGUAGUGCACGUCUGUAUACCGUGUUAGUGCGUGUCCGUGUACCGUGUUAGUGCGUGUCCGUGUACCGUGUUAGUGCGUGUCCGUGUACCGUGUUAGUGCGUGUCCGUGUACCGUGUUAGUGCGUGUCCGUAUACCGUGUUAGUGUGUGUCCGUAUACCGUGUUAGUGUGUGUCCGUAUACCGUGUUAGUGUGUGUCCGUAUACCGUGUUAGUGUGUGUCCAUAUAUUGUUAGUGUGUGUCCGUAUUCUGUGUUAGUGUGUGUCCGUAUAUCGUGUUAGUGUGUGUCCGUAUAUCGUGUUAGUGUGUGUCCAUAUAUUGUGUUAGUGUGUGUCCGCAUAUUGUGUUAGUGUGUGUCCAUAUAUUGUGUUAGUGUGUGUCCGCAUACCGUGUUAGUGCGUGUCCAUAUACCGUGUUAGUGCACAUCCGUAUACCGUGUUAGUGUGUGUCCGUGUACCGUGUUAGUGUGUGUCCGUGUACCGUGUUAGUGUGUGUCCGUGUACCGUGUUAGUGUGUGUCCGUGUACCGUGUUAGUACGUGUCCGUGUACCGUGUUAGUAUCUGUCCGUAUACCGCGUUAGUGCGUGUGUCCGUAGACCGCGUUAGUGCGUGUCCAUAAGGAGGGGGCCGUGCCGCUGUAAACGAUGGAACCAUUAAUGUUUUGUAACUUUUGCAAAGUAUUAUUUUCACUUAUGAAAAAGCUUCUUCGAUAUAGUUUUGGCUUUUAUUAAGUAACAAACCUAUGAAAUUGGAUUGUGCAAAGUUCUCACAUAAUGGAAGCAUACAACAGCGCGAAAUGUGUUUUAUUAUUGUAAAUACAUAUCAUUUCAAACAAUGCUAUAAAUUCUAUCCAUACUAUAUUGCACCUUUAGACAGAAUAUGUAGCUUCUUUCACAGAGAUAAAGACAAUCACAUGACUGCAGGAGGGUUUAAUCAGAAAUCUAUCGAUUUAUUAAUUGAUCCAAUGUAUAGAGAAAGGAUCUGUACAUAUUCACAGAAACCUAUACUGCUAAAUACAAAGCUAGAAUCGCACAUUCAACCUAAAAAUUCUCUCCAUUUAUGCAAAUCAUUUAAAAGUGUUUUUCUUUUUUUUUUAAACUAUUCCGUCUCUAUUUCAGAAUAGCUGAAUGUAAUGAAUAUUAGAUGUAACUAUCCAGUUCCUAAGUCCACGUUGGUGCUGACAAUACAGGCUCUGCAAUGCGUUUUUACAGAGUAAUUGUAUCAGAUCUCUCUGUAUCCAGGAAGUCACUGCCAUGAAUUACGUGGGGCAUUGUUUGUUCUUUCACUUCUUUACAAUAAUUUUAAAUAUAUUUUACCAGUCGGUUUGCAAUUUGUUUCCUGAAACAGACCUCAGGAUUUCCUAAAUUGGUUUCCUGUGCUUUCCCUCCCUCCAAAAUACUUUCUCAUUCUCGUAUCGGUUACGGCCCCGGGGUACCUAUCAGGGGAGUGAAAUCGAUAUAAACAGAUUGCAGAUAAGGGACCGAGAGGACAGAGUAACGACAUUCAGAUAUCUAGCACCAUCCCCAUUGCUUAAAACGACUCUGUUAGAAUAAGAAAUAGACUGAGCUGGAAAUAGACCGAGCAUAUUGGGUUAAUCACUAAACUCAGCCAAGGGAAUAAAGAUGUUUAGGGCAAAUUAACCAAACAGGACUUUUUUCCAGCCCAGAUUUUUAUUUAAUCUAAAAUUUGUUAUCAAUUCUGCACCGUGGUUUAGUCAAUGCACAAUUUUAUAAUUUUUAUUAUGUUUAACUUAAACCAUUCCAAAAAUGCAAACAAAUAUAUAUAUUUUUAUAAUUAUUCUAACGUUCUCUUAUUAUAUUCAUCCACAAAGUAAAUCCUAUGUAUCUGUCGCAGUGUCAUACCUGCUUGAAACUGGUGACUGACCAAAUCCUAUGAUUAAGUGCUUUCUCGCUAAUUUCAUUUCCUUUUAACCCCUUAAGGACACAUGCCAUGUCUGACAUGUCAUGAUUCCAUUUUAUUCCAGAAGUUUGGUCCUUAAGAGGUUAAAGGACACGGUUGGGUUUUCUAUUCAUGAAAAAACAAAAUGUUAAAAAUAUGCAUUAAUGUAUAUAUCCUAAUAAUAAUAAUUCUUAGAGGGAGGGAGUGAGUGUGGAUUCCCCUGCAUGGUCCUGUUCCCACGUGUUUUGUAACAUAUACAGAGACAACGUCCAAUUCCGGCUACAUGUCUGUAUUUAGGAAGCCAAUUCACAUUGCCUGCAGAAGGCUCAUUCUGACAAGCGACCCCUUUAUACUAAGUGAUGUGAUUAGCCCACCCUUGUAAUCAGGAGCGUGUGUCUUAACAUAUACAAAGUAUCAGGCUGAUUGACAGCGCGGGCCAUCUGUGUGUUGGUGUGUGUCUGUGUGUGUGGCUCUAUGAACACCAAUAUUUUAGGGCAAUCUUCCUCCAGCAGUUGGUGAUAUUCCCUAUUCACUGUCCCUGUAUAUAUACUGGAAUACACUAAUUAAAGGGACACUCUAAGUACUGUUACUGUUUGUUGAACUAUUUCAGUUUAUUAUAGUAAUUAUUGGGCCAGAAGUGUUUGGGUCCUUUUUUGGUUGGACAGUUGGAAUGGUUUUAAAAAACCUGGAGCUCUCCAAAAGCCUCAUUUCACCUGCCCUUCUGUUAUCUAGCAGGUCGUUCUGAGAAUGAUGGGAAUUUUAGUUCAAUAAAUACAUAGGGCCUUAGUUGGCCAACGUGUGCUAUCCUUAAUAAACGCCAACGUCUGCCAGGCUUCAUUGAGUGUAAUAGGACCUUGUGGGGAGAUAGCAAUUCUUAUUAUUUUUAUUAUUUAUAUAGCGCCAUCAGAUUCCAUGGUGCUGUAUAAUGGAGGAGCUAUGACUAGGAUUGUUGUGUUUCAAUGUAUCUUUUAUUUGCUCUGCACAUUAUUGACCUGUUACGCUUUCUGUGACCCAGGUGGCGCUUGUGCAAUGGACGGAGAGUGUUGGGUUGACUCUGGUUGGAAGAGAUCAAUCUUCCAUGCAGCUGAGGACACCUAGUGGCCAAAUUCUAAACUUCACCAUUUUGCAAAUCUUCCCCUUCACAUAUGAAAGCAAACGGAUGGGUAUAAUUGUCAAGGUUAGUAAACCGUUUUCUGUGCCAGGUUUAUGCAAUACGUCAUCGUACAUUGUAGCUAAAUUCAAAUCAUUUUUGACCAAAAUUUUUAGAAAAAAAUAAACUAUUAAAUUCUGUGAGCUUUGAAGUUGGUGGUUAGUGAGCGCCUUCCAGAUUUAUACCUUAAAAAGGAACUCUAAGCACCAUAACCACUACAACCCACUAUUGUCAGCUAGUAUUCCCGGCCAAUGUAUGGAAACAUGACAUAGCUGAUCUCUCUUGUCUUCUGCCUUUGGAAGCCCUCCCCUUCUAACCCCUUCCAGACUUUCUGUGGCUGUCCAAUCACAGACUUCCCAAUGCAGCUCAAUGAGAAGUCUUUACAAGGCAGGUGCUCUGGGCAAUUGCUGCCUCUUGAGUUUAUCUCCACUGAGCUAAACAAACCAGGAAGUAACAGGACUGGGUGUCUGAUUGACAGACAGGGGGGUGUAACAAGGUUCAUUUCGAAGUGUCAAUUUUAAUUGAAAUCUGCACUUUUUUUAAAAUGGAAAAAAAAAGAGGACACAAUCUUCACAAAUAAAGCACUUCAACAAGAUAAAUUGCUUUAAGGGUCUGGAGUGUCCCACUAAUGAAAGGUCUGAAUGCCAUGUUCCCCCAUUUAACACACAGCUAUUCUGCAGGACCGGCAAUGUUUUCCUCGCAGGGUUAACUUGCUUCUAAUGGCUGUCAAUAAAACAGACGCCCACUAGAGGCGCUUCAGUAAAAUAGCAGAGUAAAAUGGUCUCAGGCAAACUGACACACUAGCUUCCCAAUGCUGUCCUUUGGGAAAGUAUUGGAUUGGCUGAGAUCCGUGAUCUGUGAUCUCGGCCAAAGAGUCCGCAUUUGAGCAAGGGAACUGGCGCUCUCUGGGGGAAAAGCAGGCAUUAACUACCUUUUCUUAACCCUGGCAGUGCUGGCCUGGUCUCCUAAACAGUGACUAGAGCACUAUAGCAUUAGGAAUACCCAUCUCUAGAAAGUCCAUCCAAUUGGUGCAUGUGCUUAUGGAUCUCGAUCUCCAAGAACCCCGUUUUAGCCCCUUAAGGACCAAACUUCUGAAAUAAAAGGGAAUUAUGACAUGUCACGUCACACAUGUCAUGUGUCCUUAAGGGGUUAAAGAGCAAGGAAAGGUUUUUUUUUUAUUUUAGAAAUAUUUUUAAGAUAUUUGCAAAGACUGUUUUACUCCAUUAACACACAUUAUACAAAGUAACAAUACAACCCCUCACAGCAUCCACAUAUUCAGCUCUCUUUAACUUACUUUAUUGUGCUGGCAAUUGGGCUGCAAUGGCUACCUCCCUCAGAAUAGUCCCAUUUGUAUUUUCUGGUCACAAGGUGGCUUUACUGUGAUGUCUUAGAAUACACGUCGGGUCCUAUGCCUGGAGGCUUUGAUGUUCUAGCACGAUGGAUUCUUUCAUCUUCCAAACCACCUCCCAACAAUUGUUUGUGGUCGAGAGAUGAGGGCUUUGAGAAUUGAAUUCCAGACAAACGCCUGGAUGGUGGCCAUCUCGGAGCAUGCGUGGAAAGGCUGUCCUGUCCAAACAAUACAUGUUGGUUAAAUGAUUUUGAGCAGAUUGAUGUUGUGAUUCAUCCACCAUAUGAGAAAGCCCUAACCUUCUCCUGAACCCACUCCAAGGGAAAUGACUCAUGACUGAGAGAGUUGACAUAGUAUUUAUGUUGGACCCCACGCCAUAAGAUUUGAUUGGCCGGUAUUCAUUCACGGGAAGUAAGGGCUGUGCACCAUUUCCUAUGUAGAUGUCUUUAAACACCUUUAAUAAUGUCAACAAUUAAACACAAACCUCACUCUCUGAUAGCUGAGAACGGUGGAAAUCAGGUUUAAAGGAACAGUAAAUGAAGGGACAGAGCCAGGGGACUCCAGACACUAUAACCACUUCAAUGAAAUGGUUAUAGUGCCUACAAUAGUUCUUUAAGGUUACCGUUAGACUGCAACUCUCAUCAUCCAACCCACAAGACUGAGGCUUUCUAUACCUUUUUGCUCAAUUCAUUUGACCCCAGUUACAUUGUUUUUGUUCAUUUGUACAGAAUGUCUCCUGUUUUAUAAAUUUCCAAAAUUAAACAAAACUAAAACAUUUCUUUCUUUCUGUACUUUGUCCAUUAGGAGGACACUACGGGAGACAUCACGUUCUAUAUGAAAGGGGCCGAUGUGGUAAUGGCAGGAAUUGUGCAAUAUAACGAUUGGCUGGAAGAAGAGGUAAAGUGAAUGUGAUGCUGUAUCCUUAUAGAAGCAACAAAACAUAUUGUAAUUGGUUUAGAUGGACACUAGGUGGCACUGUAAGACAGUUAUACAUAAAAAUAAUCCAAAAUUAGCAAUUGGCAACUAGACUUUGGUGCCACCGAAAUUUUAGUUUCAUCUGCAGAAAAAAAAAAUUAGCUUUGUCUGAACUGAAUUUCGGCCAUUUGUUCAUUCGUUUUCAGACUAAAUUUGGACUUUUUUUAUUUCAUAAUUUAAUUUGAUUAAUGAAAUUCCAAUCCGUGUCGUGGGCCACAGCUGCUUCUUACAGCCAUUUAGUAGAUGGCUCCCUAAACUGGUACCAUUGGGAUUGCUAUUUUUAAGGGUGCCAAAUUAGGGAGCUUUUUUUUAUUAUAUCUAUAAUUUUUGGUAUCUUUAUGGCAAUCCCACAAGGAUGAGGGAGCUAUCGACUAAAAAGAUGAAAGCUUUCAGACAAUUAUACGAAUACUAAGAAAUAAUACUAAGUAUUGGUAAAUGAAGGGAGGGUGUCCUCUCUCUUACACCUACCCAGAGUGCUGUGAGUAGGGGCAUGUCUACUAAACAGCAAGCAGCAAGUGGCUUUUCUAAGACUAGCGAGUGGGCAACUACUGACCAGUCACUAAUCCAAUAAAGGGGGACCUGGUAAAGGUCUGCCAGGCCUCCAUUGUGGGCACUUAUUUAAAUAAUUAACUGGGUGCGAUAUAGUAUGAGGGCAAUUAAACUAAACUGGGAACUUAGUGUCCUCCUCCAGCCCCAACCCGGCUAUUAAAUGCAAUGUUGGGACCUAUGUGGGUUGGGGCCUUAAAUAAUAAUGGGGGAUGUGUAUCUAUUGACCCUCAGCCCCCUACACAUUGGUGGUGCGUGGGGCCCUAAAAAAUAAAGUGAGAGGUGGACCUAUGUUUGACUGAGAGUGUGCUGCUUAAAAAAAAAAACCAGUCUUCGUGACAGGUAAAUCUUGAGACUGACAGGUGGUGCCCAGUCCAGUUGCUAGUCUUUUCUUAUGACAGUGAGCAACCACUGAUGGCUUGCUGUAGUAGACAUGCGCCAACUCACGACAUGGUGGUAGGGGCAGGAGGGAGAAUUUAACUUUCCUUAUAGUAAUAUGUGGUCAUAUUGACCCCCAUAGGGUGAGGGGGAGCAUGGGGCAAUUUAGGCAGUUCAGAGCAGUUAUAUUUUUUAAUAUUAUAAGAUUACAAAAGCCGGUAGCUCCCUCCUUGUAAUAAACGAAAAACAAACGAAAGAACGAAUUGCAGGGUGAAACGACCAAUUUGUUCCUUUGUCUUUCGGAUGAAUAGCUGAAGUUCAGACAAACAUGUUCGUGCAAAAAUGAAUCCUCAAGUCUAAUGCUAACUCCCUUGAGUGUAUUAUUGUUCAGUUUUAGGCGUAUAGAAAAGAGAUAUCAGUCAGCAGCUUACCAACUCUGGAUCCAGGCCUUCCACUGACAUGCACCGUUUGCUGUCAUUUAUUAUCAUUAUAAAGUUGGGCUGACCAAUAGCUCUUGUAGAACAUUGUACAGCACUGCAGAAUUUGUUGGCUCUUUAUAAAUAAUAAUCUACUGGUUGGCAAGCUUUUUAAUACGCAGAAAUCAGGGUUUUUUUUAGUAAAGGGAGAAUUCGAAUCUGUAUUGCAAUUUCAAGGUAAAUAUAUCUGGACUGGAAACAUUCAGUUCAGCUAAUUUGACAUUAAAUUUGAAAUUAACUUUAAUCCUGUCAAUGUUCCUUUGUGUUUAGAUUGUGUUUUUGUUUUCUUUCCUCUUAAUAUGUAAUCCUUUUGUAAUAUUUUAUUGGUAUGCAUGAUAGCCGCUUGCGUUCUGUAUUCUUAAAACAUGUAUGUUCUGAUGUUUCAGUGUGGGAAUAUGGCUCGGGAGGGUCUGCGAGUACUAGUCGUGGCCAAAAAAUCACUCACUGAAGAACAGUACCAGGAUUUUGAGGUGAGAUUGUUUAGAUCUAUCUCGGUACAUUAGUGCUUUUAAAACAUUUUUUGAAAAUGAGAAAAAGGUACACAAAACAAAUAAAUUUGAAUGCACAGAGAUCAGGUUGAUAGACAGAUACAGCUUUUAGAUGUCUUUAUUUCACACAUAAGUUUGUCAUUUUAGGCUUUUCUCUUGAAAGGAAAUUCAGAUUUUAUUUCAAAAAUAGGAAAACAAAAUCAUGUUGGGUUUCUAGGGAGACCUUGUUUUUUUUUCUACAAUAUGUAGAUACAAAAUAUGCUCUAUACCAAAUAAAAAAUAUAACUGUAAAAGUUAUAAUUAUAAAAGUGUCUUUGCUAUCCAUAACCUCCUGAAAUUUUUCUAUGGUCACUUCCAAAUGGGCCGAAACUAAGGGGCCAUACGAGCUGCUCAACUGAAAAGGAUCACCCGGAACAUGCAUUUCUCAGCAGUGGUGCUUCUGUAACGACCAAAAGAGAGAAAGUAGACAAAGGUCUAAAAAUUAUCAAAUGUCUCUUUCAAUGUGAUCUUGCUCAUUGCACCUAAAGAGAAUGUGUUCUCCUGGUUUCCUCAAAGUAGGUCAGGAAAAGAGGACAGAGCGCACAGGAAGCAGAAUCUGAGGCUUCCGUAGGAUUUGAACCAUUGAUUCUUCAUAUCCAUCAAUCGAUGCCCAUAUUUAGUGUCUCCUAAUUAGAUCAGUAAGAGUCGUAGACUCUUGUGAAUAAUCCACUUCUACUCAUUAUUAUUUUGGAUUUACGGGAUUCUGUUUGUUUGCUACAGGCUCGAUAUGUCCAGGCAAAGCUCAGUGUUCACGAUCGUUCCCUGAAAGUAGCGACUGUAAUAGAGAGUUUGGAAAUGGAGAUGGAGUUACUGUGUCUUACGGGAGUUGAAGACCAGCUGCAAGCUGAUGUCCGCCCUACCCUGGAAAUGUUAAGGAAUGCUGGCAUGAAGGUACAUCACAUCCUCUGUUAGAUCAUUCACAAUUGAACACAAACUCUUGCCGUAGCUUGAUUUUUCAUUUUUCAGCUUGGGCUGCAGGCUACUGAGAUUACAUUUAACAAACGGUCCUUUCUGGAAACUUGUGCAUGAGUGAAACAUUUGAUUAGUCUGCAUUAAAUAGAUGAAAAGUUCAGCUACACUGACUUACGUCCAUUGAGCGGUUUUGUUUCUCCAAAUUAAUUUAGUUUGUUUAUUAUUUAUACAAAUCCAAUUAUGCAUUCUCAAUCUUUUCUUAAUUUUGAUCUUUCAACUGUUUAGUAGCUAAACUCCUAAAUUGGUAACUAUAUGUGAGAUUGCUAAGAAUAAAAACAUAGAAAGCUAUUUAGUAGAUAGCCCCAUUAUUUGGUAUCUUUAAAUAUAGCAAUCCUACGUUAGUUUGCAAAUUAGGGUGCUAUCUAAAAAAAAAGACGACUCUCUAAUUUGGGUAUUCUUUAAACAUGGAAAUCCUAGAUAAGGGGAACAAUUUCUGAGCUAUGUAGGGAGGAUGUUGCUGUGAAAAAGUAUUUGCCCCAUCUUGAUUUCCUCUAUAUUUACAUAUUUGUCACACUUAAAGGUUUAAUUGCUUCCUACAAAAUAUAAAUCAAGUAAACACAAAAUUCAGUUUUUAAAUGUUUAUUUUAUUGAUGUCAAAAAAAAGAUAUCCAAUAUCCGCUGACCCUGUGUGAAAAAGUAAUUAAUUGGCCUUCUUGAACUUAACUGCUUGUAUCAACUUUGGCAGAAACAUCCAUCACCAAAUGCUCCCUAGAACGGAAUGUCCGUCUUUCUUGCGGAGAACGUUUGUGUCUCAGUUCUUUGUAGAAUUGCUCUAAUUCGGUGACAUUGAAGGGUUUUCUAGCAAUACCUGCUCAUUUAUCUGUAAAAUCUGUAGGUUUGGAUGCUAACAGGUGACAAGCUGGAAACUGCCACCUGCACCGCAAAGAAUGCCCAUUUGGUGACCAGAAACCAGGACAUACAUACAUUCCGAUCUGUGAGUACACACCACGUGACACGAGAUCUCUCAUGCAAUGAUUACUGUGAAAAUGAAGACCAAUACUCUGCCUAUUUACCCAGAUAACCAGCCAUAUUUUCACAUGUUAAUUUGUAAUCCAUUGUUUUAUAUAUAAAAACAAGUUAGCAUUAUAAAUGCCUCUGGGAGCAGCCAUCUUGUAUUUUAUUAGACUACAACUGUUGGACUUGGUUCAGUUUGAUUUUUAAAAUCUUAACCAUUUUCCCGAAGGUUCAUUUUCUAGAUCCAAAACAAUUUGUUUUUAUUAGAUUAUGGAGGUUGUAAGGCACACAUUUUUUUCUUCUCAAUUACAAAGUGAUAUAUAUAUAUAUAUAUAUAUUAUAAUUUUACUUGGAUGUGCCAAGUAUUAAGUCAACACAAAAUUGUGUUUAUUGGUUUAUUUCAAUGAGGGACCUGAACUACAACAAUAAAGACUUUUAGAAAAUUUCCAGUACAUUCGACUUAAUUUUGUUUUGUUUUUUUAGGUAACGAACAGAGGAGAAGCCCACUUGGAAUUAAAUGCAUUUCGGAGGAAGCAUGACUGUGCUCUGGUUAUAUCGGGGGACUCCUUGGAGGUGGGUAUUUUAACUGGAAUAUUUUCUAAUUGAGGCGGUUUAUAAGUGGGACAUAUAUUUUGCCGUAUUGGAUGGCGUGCAUGAUCGGAGUAUUUUUGUAACUGGUAGACUGUUUGGGGGAGAUUGAUUUAAUUUAUUUCCAAUACUAUUAAAGUGGUUAUGAUACUUGCUAUAAUGGCCCCCCACUAGAAAAAGGUUUCUUUACUACAAUUAUAAUCUGAAGGUAUAAAGCUUUGUGAGAUUCCCCCCGGGCCUUUUCGAUCCCAAAUUGAUAAUUGGUUCUUGGAGCUACAGUGAUAACUCUUGUCACUGCUUAAAGGACCACUAUAGUGCCAGGAAAACAUACUCGUUUUCCUGGCACUAAAGUGCCCUGAGGGUGCCCCCACCCUCAGGGACCCCCUCCCGCCCGGCUCUGGAAAGGGGAAUGGGGUUUAAACUUACAUUUUUCCAGCGCUGGGCGGGGAGCUCUCCUCCUCCGAUCCUCCUCCUCUCCUCCCCGUCGGCUGAAUGCGCGCGGCAAGAGCUGCGCGCGCAUUCAGCCGGUCACAUAGGAAAGCAUUCAUAAUGCUUUCCUAUGGACACUGGCAUGCUCUCACUGUGAAAAUCACAGUGAGAAGCACGCAAGCGCCUCUAGUGGCUGUCAAUGAGACAGCCACUAGAGGAAAUAGGGGGAAGGCUUUACCCAUUCAUAAACAUAGCAGUUUCUCUGAAACUGCUAUGUUUAUGAAAAAAGGGUUAACCCUAGCUGGACCUGGCACCCAGACCACUUCUUUAAGCUGAAGUGGUCUGGGUGCCUAGAGUGGUCCUUUAAACAGACUUGCGUGCUUUUGUUGCAUGAACAGAAUAUUCAAGGAUAUAGUUGGUAAACCUAUAAACAAGUUGUUGAUCCAAGGAGAAAUCUGGUUGUCAUUAUGGAGUUAAGAAGGAUUUUCUCCCCCCUUUUGUGGCAUAAUUAGAAAUGGCUACAAUCAGGGUUUUGCCUUAUUUUGGAUCAACAGCAUAAAUAAUGAGUUUCAAAGUUGACCUUAAUUGACUUUAGUCUUUUUAUCAACCUAGACAAUUAUGUAAUGAUAUGCUAUAAUUAUAAUCUGACAAAUAGUAUCAUUUUUGAUAUGGACACUUAAAUAAUUUUUAUUUUUUGAAAAUUGAAAAUGAAAACGUGCUAUUUGAAUCCGUAUUACAUUCGGGGCAAAAUUAGAAAGUUUUUCAGUGAAUUGCAUUCUGGCAAAUUUACACAGGAGAAUUAUAAUUCUGGCGAAUUCACCCAGGCAAGCAAACAUUUUCAUGGUAGCACAAUGUUGUAUAGUAGAAUCGUGUAUAAAUGCUAAUUAAAUACGCCAAAAAAAAAAAAAAAUCAUUUUUCAGCUUCCAGGUUUCAAACAUUGAGGAGCACAUUAGAUUUGAGUAAAUACGGUAAAAAGAUGGAGAAACACUCUAAUUUAUGGGUACAGAACCAAGAAUAUAUCCGCAGUGCUGUAUACAUUUAGUUUUUAUCUUUCUUUUCACCCCCUCCUAUUGUAGAAUUGUGUGCAUGCUCUAGAUCUGUGUUUGAAAAGCUAAAUCUUUACUAUUACCAUUUACAGGAAAGAAACAUUCAUAACAAACUCUACAAACACUGCCAAAAAUAACAAAGUAUUUGUGACGGAAAUGUGUGUGAUAUGUAAAUCCUAUCAGUACAAACCCCUGUGUCUUUAUCAAUACUGUCCCUUUCAUACAUGGAAUUAAUGAGAUUGUUCAUUUGAACCUUUUGUUUUUAUUGUAAAAUGUCAGCCCGAGCUGGUGUAUCAGCAUUCUUCUUUCUAAUCGUAAUUCUUAUUAUUUUUUUAUUAUUAAUAUAGCGCCAGCAAAUUCCGUAGCGCUGCACUAUGGGUGUUUCAAGUUCUGUUUUCUUGUUUAGGUUUGUCUGAAGUACUAUGAGUAUGAAUUCAUGGAGUUAGCGUGUCAGUGUCCCGCCGUGGUGUGCUGCCGCUGCGCUCCCACUCAGAAAGCUCAGAUUGUGCGAUUGCUGCAGGAACGGACGGGGAAACUCACCUGUGCUGUCGGUAUGAAAUGUUCCCCCAAAAAUAGUGAAAUGUUUCAGGAUUAUCUGUUUGUAGAAAUCCUUCCUGACCGAUUUAUUCUCCGAAUGGGAAUAGAGAACUGCCAAGCAGUGGUGUAUCCUGGUUUUGUGCUGCUCUAGGCAGGACAAAACUCAGGCCCCCCUAUACCCCCGCUCAACCCCACCCAACCCUUCCCCCGUCCCACCUUCUAAAUACACACACAGACACAGACACACACACACAGACACACACAGUCAGACACACACACAGUCAGACACACACACACACACAGUCAGACACACACAAACACACACACACACACAGUCAGACAUACACACAAUCACUCACAUUAACACUUUUUUUUUUUAAUUUAUCCCCCCCAGCCUCCUUACCUUUGGGAAUGCUGGGGGGGCGUUCCUCUUUCUCCCUGGUGGACUAGUGGCUGCCGGUCGGGCUGAUGGGCUGGCGGGCGGCGCUGGGCGGGCGGGCGGCUGGCGAGGGAGCACUUCCUCUGAGCGGUCUGCUCAGCUCCCUCACGCGCCGCAGAGUGUGGCUGGGAGCCGGGUUGAUGACGUCAUAUUCCGGCUCCCAGCCUCACUCUGCCACGUGCGAGGGAGCUGAACAGACCGCUCAGAGGAAGAGCUCCCUCGCCAGCCACCCGCCCGACCAUAAGCCAGCGCCGCCCGCCAGCCCAGGAUGUCAGGCAUUUGCCCUGGGCAUUUGGGGGCGGCGUUUUUUGCCACCCCCUGAAAAAUGCCGCCCAAGGCAUAUGCCUUGGUUGCCUCACGGCUAAUACGUCCCUGCUGCCAAGUGAUACUGAGAACUGAAAUAGACAAACAAAAAGGGCGCAAAAAUGGGUCAAUCUGUGUACUGCGAAAUACACACAUAACAUAUAUAUAUAUAUAUAUAUAUAUAUAUAUCUAUAUAUCUAUCUAAGCACAAAAGUCCUUGCACGCAGACUGACCCAAAUAUUUAAGUGCCAGGUGGACGAUAAGCCAUAGCCAAAAAUAUAAUAUAGUAAAGGACGGAUUGCACUCACGGUCCUUUGGAGAUAAAAAGUAUUCCUUUAUUAGAAGUUAUUCCAUAAAAUCAAUCUAUAUAUAUUAAACAUAAGAUGUAAAUAUAGAUUUUUUUUUAUUUUUUUUUAAUCUAUUGGUCACUUCUCACAUGAUGUGUCCCCCAGCCAUUAAUAAUCUUUCAUUUUUUGGGUGGGGGUUUGGUGCCAGAAUUCAGAAGAAGUUUUGUUCGUCAUUUUGCAUCGGAUUUAGGAAAUUCAAGUGAUCUCCCGAACGACCCAAAUGCAGAUGAAUUACAUUUCGGCCCAAAUUGAUUGUAUGAAUAAACUAGAAUAACAACUUAGUUGGAGAGUUCUUCCAGCUCGACUCUAACUUGAAUUUUGUGAUUUCCCACAAUGCCUGGUUUUUAUAUGUGUUUCUCUCUAAACUUCUGUUUUUUAUUUUUUUAUUUUAUAAUUCUUGAACUUGUUUGCUGCUCAAAAUACAGAAAAGGGAUGUAAACAGAAAUAUUUUAAUAUUUUCAAAAGCAUCAUUUAAAGUGAUAAAUAUCUCAAAGUUUACAGAUCAGCCUUUAACUGCAGGAGAAUCUGGAGGUGAUUAAAGGGGGAGUCAAAACAUUUUAUAAAGAUUAUUUUUUAUUUUUUAAAUGGUUGAUGAGCUCAACACAGACCAGAGAUCUGAAUGAGCAAUUUGUUUGGUUUAUAUUUUCCCUGCCACGUCCUACACACACCGCAAGGGAUUUUAAUUUCUUUGUAAACUGACCAAAGCAAAUUGAAGAUUAUGCUAGCUUUAGUGUACGAAUAAUCUUAAUUUUAAUAAUGACAGGAGGCGAGUAUUUUGCAUAAUCUUCCUUUACUACUAUAUAGCAGCAAAUAUAUAUAGAGGAAAAAAGGAACCAAUCAGAAACAGGCAGAGAGUAUAAGAUACGCCUUCCACUGAGUCACUUUCUCUUAAUAACGGCGACAUCACAAGUCACACGAUCAACUGAAGAGCCAUACGGAAUAACAAAGACCAUUCAUAUUCCAGGUUGGAUUAAUUAAAAACUGGGAACAACGAAUAUCCUUGUACGCUUGAUGUAGAAGAUCCGUUUGUGUCUUUUAAGCUGAAAGGGCGAGCGUUUUAGUGAUAUGGAAUGUAAACCUGAACAAUAUGAGUAACCCUCAAAUAAAAGGUGCGCGAUAAUUCGGUACUAUCACAAUCUAUCAUGAUCUAUAAAAUCUAACCUAUGUACCAUAAUAUAGUUACCUAAUAUAGAAUAUCCAUACAUUUAUCAACUAUAUAAGAAAAACAACCCCAACUUUCCAUUUAGAAUGAAUAGAGUCAGUUACGUAGUCACAAGAAAACGACCAGUACCAUAUUGAUAACAUACAUCACCUACCUGGAGAUGCGAACCCACCUGAAUGGGAGGGAAAUUCAAUAGGGGGGGGGAAAUACUCGCCUCCUGUCGUUAUUAUAAUUAGGAUUAUUAGUACACUAAAGCUAGCAUAAUCUUCAAUUUUAUCACAUGACAGGAGGUUUCAUAUUUAGAAUUUUUAGCGCUUAGGUAAUAGAGAGAAAGUGGUAAUGGAGGACGAGUGAGAGUAAAACAUCCGAAAGGUGGGUUCUCUGCACCAGGCUGCCGAGAGCAAUAUAUCUCAUAAGGAGGCCCCCGCUGUGAAGGCGGAAGAGGCAGCCGCACCCCAAACAGAGUGCACGCAGAAGGAAGGGUCAAUCCUGGAAAGAGAUAAAAGCCAUUGUACCCAGAGGGUCAUGGUGGUAACCGAGAUUUGCCCAUGUGGCUUAAAGUAGGACACCAAUAAUUGUCGGGAAGAGGCCAUAGCCGUACAUAAGCGUGCAGUGUCUGGACCACGUAGAGUUGGGUUCCGAUGGAAAAAAUGGGUAAAAAGCCGACGUUGAGUCCAUCUUGUACAUCGAGACACCCAAAGAGUGACACCUUUCGGAGAAAACGAGAAGGCGUCCACGUGGACUGAUCGAAUGUCCAAAAUCUGACCAAUUGACCCUUGAAUUCCAAGCUGAGAGGGGCCCAUGAGUCCCAGAGUAUAUCUCUAGCCGAUGACGAUAAGUCAUCGGUGCAUCAAGCACCCCCGAAAGACUCGAGGCCACUAAAGAGAUAUGUCCUUAUAGCAUGGGAUGAGGAUUCCCCAUGGAAUCCAUGAGUAUCAUCUGAUCAUCUGUUAAUAGUGGAGGGUCCUGGUAUGACAGUGAGAGGAGAUCUGGGGACCAAGGUUGACUUUGCCACCAGGGCGUCACCAGGGGGCUUGCCAUUUCCAGCUAUCUGAUGUGGUGAACCAUUUUUGCAAACAUUGCAAAGGGUGGAAAUGCGUAAGUCCCUUCUGAUGGCCAUGCCUGCAGGAACGCGUCUACCACUGCACCCUCCAGGUCUGGUAAUCCGCUGUAGAAUAUCGGUAGUUGGCGGUUGGUGCUAGACACGAAAAGUCGAUCGUGGUAGGCAAUAGUCGAAGAUUUCCUUUGUGAGGUGCGUCAGUUUCUGAGAACAAAUGCCACCUAAGUGGUUGAUGUGAUGAAGUGCGGAGAAAUUGUCCAUGCGUAGCAGGAUACAGCAAUUUGAUCUCCCUUUUGUUAGACUUCAGAUAGCAGAGGCGCCUGCCAACAAUUUCAGACAUGUAUACCUUCGAGCCACCAUCAAAGUUCUUGUCUGAUUUCUUACGCCAUGGGUACCGGUGAAAAAGGGAGGUUAUGAUUCUGGUCGGAGAGUAGAAUGUCGUCCAUCGUAUGCAUUGACCCCGUAAGUAAGCCAUCACUGGUUUCAGAAACUUUCGCAAAGCACUGUGGUGCCGAACUGAGCCCGAAGGGGAGGCAGGUGAAAUGCAAUGGUGUACCAUUCCAGUGGAACUGUAAGGAGGGACGACUGCCAUUGUCUACUGGUACAGGCAGGUAGUGGUCUUUAAGUCCAGGCAGGUAAACCAGUCUCCUCCUUGCUGGAGGUGCCGCAAUAGAUGGAUACCUUCCAUCUUGAAAUAGUAGUAUGUAAAAAUGUUUAACCAGGAAAGAGACAUUCAGAUAUUUUCUAGUUUCCAAGUGCAUCCUAUUGAUGUAACUUUAACCCAAUGUAAUGGUAUUCAUUUUAUCUACCUCAAAGGGCUGAGUUACCCUGCUGGGGAAUUGAACCUGUGACCCCCAAGGGUUGAACAGAUUCUUCUGACAAAGCAUUAACCUUUCAUCAAAUACUCACCAAAUAAUUUCCAUGUGCCUGUGGACCCAAUAUUUUAGCCCCGAGGUUUACCAAUUUGCCAUCAAUUCGGAAUAAGGCUGCCCAGCAUCUCUCCGAAAAGAGGGCCAUAUUUGUGUUGCUCAGUUAGCAAAACAUCUCUGGGGCCACUCACGAACAUCAUGCACCCCGUCGCGUGCGUUGUCUGCUGAAAGGAGUCAGUCAGUAUGCCUCAUCCAUUAGGGUCAGAACCCAGGCGAGUGGCCUGACAUGAUCGAGGGGCUUAUCCUGGGCUCCCUUGCACCCUUUAUCAACUCUUUUUUUCCUUGAGUCUCUAGCCCCUCGUGCAAUGAAAGCCAGCAUCAUCUGGUCAAAUUCUGGGAUAUAGGCGACCUUAUCCGGAGUGCACUCUGAUCUCAGCCGCUUGCAGACCUCCUUGUACAGUGCCUUCCGCAGCCAGAAGUUCAUGUGUCCAACCUCCCGAACUUGGGUGGCGAAUGUUUCUCGGGUCAAAGAGCAUUGGCCCGUGGUGUCAAAAAAGAGCGCUUGCUGAAACCAGCUCUUCCUCCACAUCUUAUAUUUUUUUGGAACUGUGACUUGGACUCUGGUCUUUGGUUUAAAAAUAAAAUAAAAAUCUUAUUCUAGAGAUAAUGUCAACUAGGUUUGUUGAGACGUGGUUGAUUAGAUGAUGUACACCUGUGGAGAUCCAUAUCCAUUAUAUUUACAAACCUUGAACUCUUUCAAGAAGUAGCUUUGCAAGUGUUGUGGUAGUAUUUUGCUUUACUUUCUGUUUAUAUGUUAAGGCAUGUGUAGGCGUGAAGAUCAAAUUAAUGCAUUAGACACACCAGUAAAUUGCGACAGCAAAUUUUAUCCAGUUUCCCCAUCUUGUAUGUCCUUAUACAGUAUUCUUCAAUUCCUUUACUGUGUUAGCCUUAUACACAUCCUGAGCAUUCUUCAAUUCCUUUACUGCGUUAGCCUUAUACACAUCCUGAGCAUUCUUCAAUUCCUUUACUGCUUUAGCCUUAUACACAUCCUGAGCAUUCUUCAAUUCCUUUACUGCAUUAGCCUUAUACACAUCCUGAGCAUUCUUCAAUUCCUUUACUGCGUUAGCCUUAUACACAUCCUGAGCAUUCUUCAAUUCCUUUACUGCGUUAGCCUUAUACACAUCCUGAGCAUUCUUCAAUUCCUUUACUGCGUUAGCCUUAUACACAUCCCAAGCAUUCUUCAAUUCCUUUACUGUGUUAGCCUUAUACACACACCGAGCAUUCUUCAAUCCCUUUACUGUGUUAUCCUUAUACACAUCCCGAGAAUUCUUCAAUUCUUUUUCUGCGUUACCCUUAUACACAUCCCGAGCAUUCUUCAAUUCUUUUUCUGCGUUAGCCUUGUACUUAUUCCAUCUCUCAUUUGUUGAUUCCUACAGAGUUAGUUUUUACAGGAAGUAAUGGUGUUUGUCUUUCCAAUUUAAAUGUAGGCAAUGGUUAGUUCACUGAUACACAACAUCGUAGUUCUAACUGUUGUUUUUGCCAUUAUGUUUGUACCCUUUGAUGUCAUUCUGUCCUCUAAGAAGUAAGCACAAGGCCACAAAAAAAUAUUCGUUAUUUCCUUAUGAAAGGUGGUAGCUUGUCUUUUAGGAAGACUCUCACUCACGUUUUUUCAUUCUAGAAUUAGGCAUAUUGUAUUAUUAGUUGUACCCAAAACAUAUCAGAGAUGUCAUGAAUCUAGUCCUCAUUAAUAUGAAUACUGUGUUUGAUUUUCACUAUGUGAAUUGCAGGUGACGGAGGUAACGAUGUGAGCAUGAUCCAAGAAGCUGACUGCGGAGUAGGAGUGGAAGGAAAAGUGAGUAUUUAUUGACGGAGAGUAAUGGGAGUUACAGUGUAGUGUAAUAGAUUAGUUACAUUUUAUUUUAAUGAAAUGUAAUAGGAACAUUUUAAUUUCAGACUUUCCAUACAAACAAGAGACAAGUCAUAAAUAAAGAUUGACCAAAAAGAAAUAGCCUAACGUGGUCUACAGAGGAAAAUUAACUAAUGGCAGAUAAAUGUUGGCCUAAAGUGGCUCUGUCACCUUUUAUUCCCCUCUAUAGGUAUGUCCCAAAUCCACCCUCUGCCAUCCCAUUUAAAAAAAAAAAAAAAUUGUUUAAAACUAAGUUUAUUUUUUGGGAGCGGCGUGUCACUGUGUUGGCUCUUGCGCAAUUGCGGGCUUCGGCACAGUUCCUUUGCAAGACGUUGGGCAUACAUUGGGUUUCAAAUGACUUACAAACCCAACGAAGGACAGAACAUCCAAUUAUCAGCCACCUCAGAAAUAAAGAGGGUGGCACCAUGAAAGCAGACCCAGUGGAACUGGCACAACAUUGGAAAAGGAAAGUUGUCUCGGGACAUGAAAUGGUUGGAGGGGGCUAUAGGGAGGUACCCCUGGCCCAUCCCCCAAAUUACUGACAGAGAGGUUUUAAAUGGUUAAGUCCAUGUGUUGUAUGGAAAGUCUCAGUCAUAGUUUUUGAGUCGUAUGGAAGGCAUCUUCUGCAAAUAGAUUUUUACUGUUGUGGGUUUGUUUGAUUUCAGGAAGGGAAGCAGGCAUCGCUUGCCGCAGAUUUCUCCGUCACACAGUUUAAACAUUUGGGAAGGUUACUUAUGGUGCAUGGGAGGAACAGCUACAAGCGAUCAUCGGCCUUGAGCCAGUUCGUCAUCCACCGGAGUCUGUGUAUCAGCACAAUGCAGGUAAAAACUAAUCUGGCCGUGUCAACACCUUUUCACUUCCUACUCAUUGACCACGGCUGUUUCUUUAAAGCGACUCCCUUUGCAGGCUUUGUUUAUAAAUGUAUUCUUUUUUUUGUUCCUCGAUUUUGUCUUGUUUUUAUUUUUUUAUUUUAUUUUUUAAAUUCCCCUUUUUUUAACAAGGGACUUUAAAGAAAAGAAAACUGAAAGAAAAAAAAAUCACUUGGCUGCAUUAAAUAACAUUUUAAUUUAGAUUAUUACAGUAAAAAGCAGACUUAGAAUUAGAAAAUUGCAAUAUCGUGGCUUCCCAAAGUAGUACUGAAAUUCGUAGGCUAUAAAGGAUUCCAUGUAAGAACUAUAAAAUAAAUACAUAAAUUAAAACAUUCGAAGUGGAGAACAAUGAUUAUUUAAAAAUAGUUAAAAUUAACAAUUCUGCUAAAUGUUUUCUGAACUCUCCUGAAUAGUGUUUUUGUUAAGAUGACCGAUCCAAUUUAAAGGUUAAAAUCUUGACAUCGGAAGGGCGUGACCUGCCGCAGAGCUGAAUGGAAGUGCACUAGAUCAGCUCCUCCAACUCGGACAGGCAAUCUGCUGCAAUAGAAAACUUGAAGAGGACAUGGGUAACCCGAAAAAGCAGUAUAACCCUCACACCGCUUCAGGGAAAACCACCACACAUAAAUCAGGUUCCCUAACUAAAUUCAUCAGAGAUUCUGGCAACCGUGAGGGAGAUGCCUCCGACAAAAAUGGCGCCGACACAGGCUUCAACGGCCUCCUCCUCACAGAGCCUAGCUCCGUUGGAAGGCUCAUCGUUGUUACAAGGACCUAUUUACAACACUCACAGAACUCUUUAACUUUAUAUUGGGGGAACCCAAUGAGACUUCUAUAGCACUGGACAGGGCCCACCGAUCUCUCAGACCCUGAGGUGCGACCGACGAGGAGCCGAGAGACGUAAUUUGCCGCAUUCACUACUUCACUGUGAAAGAUCAAAAAAUACGAGAAUUGAGAAAUACCUUAUGACCCUUAUUGUUCCAUGGCCACCAACUCCAAAUCUAUCCAGAUCUUUCUUGGCUUACACUACAAGCUAGAAGAACGCUAAAGCCCAUAACAGAACAUCUAUCGAACCGAGACCUGAGGUACAGAUGGGGCUUCUGCUUCGCACUCAUUGUCAACCACAAGGGUACUACACACUCCAUUUCUACAUAUCUAGUUGUGAAGUCAUUUCUGCAGGCUUUGGACCUCCUGGAUACACACAUCCCAGACUGGUACUCCCCUUAAGCAGAUUCUGGGUCUCAGAGCCUUCCCCAGCAGCAUAGAUGGCAUGCAACCUCCAAGAAACAAAGAACGGAACCUCGACCCGGCUCUUCAUGCCAAGGCCCAUCUACGGGACACUAAACAUACACGCCAAUUGCUGGGAUUACAAACCUGCUUUAACCGGACUGGGUGAAUGGACCAUGGCAUUUGGGAUUCUUACCCAUAAAUUCCCCUUAGCACUUCGCCGAUGACCAGACAAGCAAGAACUCUAUCUCCGGGACCUCACUGCAUAAUCCUAGGGAUGUAUACACAAGGACGUCUCAAUGCCGGUCUAAGAUCCUGGGUGUAUUAACAACGCAAUGAACACUAGGCUAAGAGUUGAACACUUGAACCACUUAUGACAACAGGCAGGUCGUAUGUUGCAGAUUUUAAUGAUAUGCUAUAAUGUUAGGGUAUUACUAUAUGGUCCCGGAGAGGUACGCCCUGACUGGUAGCGUACAGGAAACAUAUCAAUGUGGAUGUCUAAUAUGAAGAUCUAGGGGAGAUGGGGCUCAUCCUCAUCCCCCUCACCACCCCUCUCCCAUUGUCAUAACAAGCUGGUGAUCACCAUCCAUCAGGUGUUUUUUAGAACCUCAAGAUCAAUCUUAAAAUCCUUUCUCUGGUCACAUCAGCACCCACGCAUAGCUUAUAACCUGCUGGUAAAACCCUGGGAAGUGGGGGGACUGGCGUUACCAGAUAUAGCGCAAUAUCACAAAGCCACAUACCUGGCCAGGUUAUACGAGUGGACCGACACUAAUAGGAAGUUACAAUGGGUCAAGAUUGAGGCAGUUGUCCUCGAGAUACCUAUUCACACUAUCCCGUGGCACAAAUCAGGCCGGUCGUUUAUUACACAAAAAUCCCACCCGACCAUCACAGCUACAAUCAUACUCUGGGAAUCGAUUAGACAAAGCGAACACCUGUCACCCCACCCCUCGCCCUUAUACCCGCUCUCGCACAACCCUCUCUUUCCGGAAGGGCAACCGGGCACAACAUAUAGGUCAUACAUGACACACCAUUUCUAAUGCUACAAACAAUCACGCAAGGCAGUGGAAUGAAAGAGUUAACUCAAAUUAUCUUGACACAGCCCGCCACCGGUAUACAACAUCUCCAGUACACACAACUGGCCCACUUCAUACGAUGUACCAACCUACUACCGGAGGGAAAUAGGGAACUGACUAAGCUUGAGCAACUAUGCAUACACCAUCAAUCCUCCAUGUAUAACUUACUGUACACAGUCCAAAAUCCAGGGCUCCCUCACUUCACAGAGAAAUGGCAGGAUGAAUUAGCGCUGACAAUCACACCAGGUCAAUGGAAAGCAAUAUUUAUGCGUGCACACAAGGCAUCCACAAACCUUACAUCCCAAGUGUAAUUAUAAACACAUUGUGCAUUGGCACUAUACAGAGAUCCACAACUCGUCACCUGAUACGUGCUGGUGGUGCCAUCAGCACAACGCAAAUUCCUCACAUAUCUGGUGGCAAUACCCCAUGGUUCAGAAGUACUGGAAACGCAUACACUCACUUAUACAGACCAUUACCUACAUCACGCUCCCAUUCUCCCCAGAACACAUGCUUCUCUUACUACCCCCGCAAAACCAACAGCGACAAACUAUGCACUCACCUACUCAUAGCGGCGAAUCAACUAAUUCCGGCAAAGUGGAAACCGCCAAACCCACCUACAGUGAGGGAAUAGAUCGCAAGGGUAGAGAGUAUAAAACAAAUGGAAGAGAUUACACACAACAGGGCAAAAGAAUGCAGGAAAUUUAUAGAAACAUGGAGGACAUGGACAGCCUUCCAUGGGUCAGAAACCCAGCCUCACUGAAUACAUCCUCACCCCCUUAUUUGGCACGGGUAAAUACCGUGGGCGCCACUCACAAUACAACCUUAAUCACACGGCUCCACUUAAGCAGAUAAAUGGCAUUUCUGGCUAUCGUUCCCCUACCAAAGGUGCAGGGCUGUCAGACCAGUUGUUGGGCGAGUCUGAUCUAUAGCAGGCAUUCAGGAUCGGGGGUGAUAACAUGUUUUAUAUUUAUCCUAUGUAUCCCAGUUUCACAAGGGUAGUCCGCACCGGUCAGUCUCAUCAGCUGAGAAAUGUCCAGUGGUCAGAUAGGUGUUACUCUAAGGAAUUAACAAAACAACAUGUUCGUAUAUGAUCCAGGGACCUUGGUCUUAGUCGAAGCAGAGUUAAAACGGAGCAUAACAAUUAUUUCUAUGGAUCAGCUUUUCCCUAUGCUACACUUUACAUUGUAUCAGUAUGUUCAUCGACUGUCGAUAAUAUCUGUUAAUCGCUGCAAAACCAUUGGUUUCUAACCGUUCAUUUUCUAACCAACCUGUUGGUGAUUUUAUGUACCAAUUGGACAUUAUACAAUAAAACCUUUAAAACACAAAAAACUAAAAUCUUGAUAUCGGUGACAUAUUUUGUUUGUAAAGAUGGAAAUGGCUGCAUUCUGAGAGGCCAUGCGAACACUCCGUAAAUAGCCACGCUUGUAAACAGAAGGAAACGGUACAAUUGAAGUGCUGACAGAACGCGUCAUAUAAUGACUAAUACGGCUUAAUAGAAGGAAAUUCUUUCUUUAAACAAUGUUAGUCCAAAUAAACAAACAGUCCGUGAUAUGGCCAUGAAUACAAAAUAGCGGACUAAUUACAUAGCGUUUUAUAGAAUAGCUCUGUGCAGUGAUUCUGUCCUGCUCCGGGCUGUGGAUAAUUUUAGUGUUUGAACUAGUUACCAGGUUUAAACUGGAUUUUCCUUGCGUCAGAGUUAUGGUUUUUGUCUUUAUAAUCAGUCUAAUACAGAAAGAGGAAAAAUAAUAAAAGGGGAUUGGAGACCUGUUAAGACCACCUGGUAUCUCUCCCAUUCCUUGUAAAGUGUGUGUUGAUUUUAAGAGACCUGACCCUAGUGUCUACAAAAACCGCAGAGGUCUGUGAUCUCUGAAGAUCAUUUUAUUAUGGUUAUCCUCUCAGGUGGAGACUGCGAGGCAGAAGUAGGUGUCCUCUCAUUAACCUAAACUAUAUUAGACUGGAGGAGAGGGAGCAAGGAUUAUGGGGUUGAUCUGCCUGACAUGCACAGAUCCCUUGCUCCCAAUUCUAGACUUUCAAGUAAAGAUGAGGCUGGAGGGGGUCCUGUACCCCCAGAACCCAGUGUGUGUUCUCAUCUGCUCCCCCUUGCACGUUUUGUUUUCCAAAUACUCUUUUAUUUUCAUGCAUAUUUCCAUUUGAUUAUUGAUUUUUUUUUUUUAAGAUUUAUGAAUAAUCACUUUUAAUCUACCCAGUUAAAUGUCAGAAAUAGCUCCCUUCUCUGCUAUACUUUCUGUAUUACUUAAAGCCCAUCUCUGAAAGAUUCAAUAUGUGAUGUAGCUAGUUAGGAAGAAAAUGACCAGGUGCAUCUUGGGGAAUAUGUUCUCAACGCAAGUAAAAGGGAAUGUAAGUUUCAUUAGUUUAUACAAAUAUCUUUCAUCUUUCAAAUGAACCAUUUAAAAAGUUAUCAGAGCACAGACUAGCUUUAUGCUUUGUGAAUUAAUGCAAUACAAGUUAACACAGCAUAGAAACAUUUUAAGUGAUCAUUUUAUUGUACAGUUUGGAUAUGAUAAUAAUGACUCCUCUAAACACAUUGUGUAAGUUUUGGUAACUUGACUUUGUGUAAUUCAAAAAAAAAUUAUCAGCCCAAAUGAACCUUAUUUUAUAGUGCGCAGUGGGGUGGAGCGCAGCUAGGUUGUAACUUGUUUUUAAUUCCACCAAACUCACAGCUUUUUAAAGUACUAAACUUACGGCCAUGGACUUCAGAGAAAGCUUUCCAUAAAUCACAUUCUUCAAAGCAGGAUUUCCCCGAUUAUAUUCUUUAUUCAAUAGUUUAGAUUUUUAACCUAUACUUCCUCCCCAGAGAGGUGUCCACACAAUCACUGGGCAGCGUUCCCUAUUCACAUCGACCUCAGAUAAACCGCAGCCCAUCAACCUUAAAGCGGCAACCUAAAGACGAGUUUUUCAGAAUGAUAAAAACUUGCUUAUGUUGACUGUGUAAGAGUUUCAUUAAAAUUACAAAUGACUUUGUCUGAUGUAGGACGUGUUUGGCACAUCCCACCAUCGUACUCCUGUGGCUGCAGUUGUUCUGGCUCCUGGAUACAGUGUAUACACUCUUCAAGCCACAAUAUAUUAAUUUCUUUAAAUGCAAGUGAGAAAAUGUUGCAGAUAUUACUCAGUUACAUUUCUUCUAUUUAACAGGCUGUGUUUUCCUCAGUAUUUUACUUCGCCUCGGUCCCACUCUACCAAGGGUUCCUUAUCAUUGGGUAAGUAAAUAUUUAUAUAUUGAAGAUGUCCUUUGCGUGUCCGAGUGAGGCUGGCCAGCUUCACUCAUUGGCUGCACGAUAUGUUGCAUUGAUACUGUCCACGUAGUUUUUGUUAUAAUAUAUUGCCUGUGUACGUCCCACCAAUCCCGGGUAAGGACACUUCGCAUUAUUGGAACACUAAGUUUAUCCACAACCUUCUCACACUAUCAGUCUCCUUCUCUUGCAGAAGCCACACUGUAAAUAUUGAGACAAACAGGGAACAAGUUAUGCAAAUCCUCACACAUUACAACGUCAGCCAUGAGCUUUGCCCACGAAAAAGUAUAAUCUUUGUCAGUGACGCGCCUCUAAUUUAUGUCUAUGGAGGGCACUGUAACGGAGGGCACUGACUCCAUUCUGCUCAGAGCUGGGAUUUCUGGGACUAGUAAUUCUGUUAUCUGCUUUCUACUUACGCGUGCAGUUAGCUGAACUACAACUCCCAGAAACCCUUGCUGUGCAUCAUGAUGGGAAGUACAAACUGUGUUCUCGGAGCUUGCAGGUAAAGAGGUAGGGACAGAAAGUACAGCAACCCGCAAAAAGGACGUGUAUUAUAAUGAAUGAGGUCAAAAACAAGCAGUGGGGGUUAGCAAGGUUGUGCUGGUGUCUGAAUUGUCCCUUUAAGGACUUUUUUUUUUUUCUAUUCUUCCUCAAUACAGUAAAUUUAUUCAAUCUAUUAAUCGGUUUCUGCCACCUUUACUGGAGUGCGUUACUAUGGAUCCACUUCAUUCUAGGAACAGGUCUUUGCUGUGGGUGCUCCCAUUGUUAGAAACCUGAUACAAUAAUUAGUCACAAAGCGGUCUCCCAUGCCAGAGUGCUCAGUGGGAGCUUUGCAAGGAGUAGAAAUCGCUUUCCUAUAGUAACAAUGUAAUAACAGUACAGUAUCUUUCAUGGUCCUUCUUCAGCCGCUUUGUCAGGAAGAAUUGGGAAAACCGUAAAAGGACUGACUGCUUGCUAUUUUCAAAUCUCUUUAUCCACCCUUCCUGCGUGGUUUGGGACCAUAUCAUAGUCAGAGUAAGGCCACUCCACCCCGCCACACACAAGUGCAGGUCUCUUUGAAUUGGUGGUCCCCGAGGGCCGGAGCAAUGUAAUCAGGAUACAGACUAGGUCACUCGCCAAGCACUCUUUAUAUUACACAAGACAUUAUUAUGGGAAUUCAUUUCAGGAAAAGCUGAUUGAGUGAGUCACAGCGACUAAUAAAAGAUUCGAGUGUUACACCUUUUUAUGGACACUUGUGUUUAUAGCAGCCAAGCAUCGGGGUGUCCUAUAUGUGUAGAAAAGGGGUACAAAAAAACCCUGGUGCUAACAGAGGAUAAUUCAGCGAAAUUAGAAAAAUAAAUAAAUGGAGCAAUCGUGGAAGUUCUAUCCAUUUCCUAAAAUGUCUAGUUUUUGCAUGUCUCAUUAAGAGUUCAUUUAUUCCGCAGUUCUGAUUUCUGGUAUAAAUUCUCCAAAUAACUGGAAUUAGCUGAUUUCUGUGUCUUUCCAGCUAUUCCACAAUCUACACAAUGUUCCCUGUGUUUUCUUUGGUUUUGGAUAAAGAUGUGAAGUCGGAAGUUGCCAUGUUGUAUCCCGAGCUCUAUAAAGACCUCCUUAAGGUAAGUUCUCAGUUACCUGACUUAACUGCACCCAGAAAAAAAGGUUAUUUACUUUAUUCAUGACACGUUGGAGAAAGAAAUGGAUCUUGCUGAGUUCGAGCUAAUUUGUUGCAAAGCACUAAUACAGAAGGAAUAAAGUCAUAUUUUUAUGGCUGGAAGUGAUGUUUACCACCAAGGGUUAAACCCACAUAUAAAAAAAUAAAUAAAUGACAAAGUAGCAAAGCAAGGUUUUUAAUUUUUUUCUAUUUAAUGUUCUCUGUUCUAUAUAAAAACAUAUCGAUAUAUUACUGUCCCUUUAAAUAACUCCUGCUGGCAAAUCAUUCUACAUAUCAGGAACAAACGUACACUCACAUUGUUUUCUCUUCAGUCUGUUUAACAAGUAAUUAGUCAAAUGAAUAACAAUAUGUUAAGUGACUGCUGCGUUUAAGAGCAGAACUGUUACAUCUGAGAUCAAUGCAAAGCCCAGUCCCCAACUAAAGCUUAGCUACACGCUGUGCUUUUAGUUUACUAAUAUUCUAACAAACACUAACAUUUUAAACACAUGACGUUUUUCUUUUUGAAAUAUUGUUAUUUACAUGGAAUGCCAGCAAUGUUCUGUUUUUACCUUUUGUGGUUUAUUAACAUAGGGAAAUCGAUUUAUUUUGAAUCCACAAUGCCACUUGUCUUGAAGUAAAAGUUCGUAGCAUGUUGCAUGAAACGUAACAUGAUCAUGGCCUAUAAAUCUCUUACUGAAUUGGUGUCUAAGAAAAAUAUAUGGAUUUUAUGUAAUUUACUAAAUUCCCUUUUACAUUGUUUUUAUUUAUUUUAGGGUCGACCUUUGUCAUACAAAACAUUUUUAAUCUGGGUCCUAAUCAGUAUCUACCAAGGUAAGAAUGUAUAUAGCUUUGUGUCUGUCUAAUUUUUUCUUCACGGAACAAUUAUGUAAUUAAGGAACACGCAAAACACCAUAACCACUGUAGGAGUGUCUGGUCUCCCCUCCCCCAUUAUAAGUAGUCAAUCCGUUUUAGAAACAUUUUACUUCUUACCUGGCGGAGCGAUCAGCUGUCAUUUGCAAGUACAGCUUGCAAAUUUACUAGCACGGUGUUUAUUGUAUAGGCCCCUCAAUACUUUUACCAGUAGCCAGUUUGGGAAAUUUAAAAUGCACACACAGCUCGUCCUGCAUUUCAAUGCUUAGCUCGUGGUGGCUAAUGAGCUCUCGUCUAAGUGUUUCUAUCUGUCCUUAUGAAGUAGUGGAGGCAUGGAGCGGCGUGCUGUGGACACCAUGUUAAGCAAACUUUUCUAAAACCGUCUCACUCCUUACAUGGAGGGGCACCAUAACCACUACAGCUUGGCAUGUAUCUUUAAUGUUUAAUAAUAUAGUUAAAACCAAACAAUGCAAAGUAAUUGUAACUGAUGUAUUGAACCAUAUAUUUACAAAUUUAAUUGAAACUUGAAGUGCAAAAUUCAGACUAAAACAGCCGAGCUUUUACUAUAGAGUGAGAUAUUUGUUACCGGGUUCUUAAUUCACUGUUUACGGAACUAAUCUCAAUAUCUGUUAGCUUUAACAGUCAUUUUCUUUACAGUUUAUACAGAAACCAGAAAUGAUUUUCCCAUGCCACAUCUCCUUCAUUUUAUUGAUUUAUUCUGUGUUUUUAUUGUAACUCUGUGUAUUAUUAGGACUAUACACAACACAUUGAUUCUCUCCCACAAUAAACAAACCUGAUCCACACCCAUCACUUCUUUAACAGCCCAAAGUAAAAAGCUGUGUUUGGAUGAACUCGUUAAUGUAGUUGUAACGUGGUUUUAAUAUUUCUCUUCACAGGAAGCAUCAUCAUGUAUGGAGCGUUGCUGCUGUUUGAGUCAGAAUUCGUCCACAUUGUAGCGAUUUCGUUCACGUCUCUGAUUCUCACAGAGCUGCUCAUGGUGGCGCUGACCAUCCAGACAUGGCAUUGGCUCAUGAUUGUAGCGGAGCUGCUGAGUUUGUCCUGCUACAUCACGUCUCUGGUCUUCUUACAUGAAUUUAUUGGUAAGCGUGUGCGAGUGUUGGCAUGUUGCAGAUUGAACACACAGACAAUAUGGUGGGAUAAAGGAUCAGCUGGGACCAAGGGUGCAAGAUUUACCCCCAUCUUCUGGAGCUUUAAUACAAAUACUCUGAUAAUGUACCCCUCUAGUGCUGGAAUCUGCCAUAAUGUGAUGUCAUGGCGUAUGUGACGACGUGCUCUUCGCCACUUGGUCCUGGAGAGGCCUACUUGCCAGCCUCCUCCUCUGUGACUAUGACUCUUUCAUGUAUCUGGCUUUAAAGCCCCUAGUCUACCUUCAGACAGACUAUUUAUGUGGGCUGCUUUAUUUAUCUUAUGUUUUAGUCACCCUGUACCCAUUAUAGGUGCAGGGUGUGUGUAAUGUAAUUGUUUAUAGUGUGUGUGUGUGUGUGUGUGUACUGUGUAAUGUAUUGCCUGCUCUAUUGUAUUGCUGAGGUUUGCUACCAACUAGGUGGGUUUGGCUAUGGAGCUUGUCUAGUGCCCUCUGUUGGUAGCAACAGCAAUAUGCACUACCUGAAUUGCAAGACUGGGUCAUUUGCAUAUUCGGGUAGAUUUGCAUAUUGCUAAUUCUGCAGGCAGGUGAGAUAUUUACUGUUAAAUAUUGUCUCCCCCCACCCCUUUAAAAAUGUGCCAUUGUGUUGUGAUAAGUCACUGUGUGUUGUUUGAUAUGUUUUGACUGUUAGUGAUUUUAUUGAGGUUUCACAACAAUGUUAUUGUGGUGACCCUAUUGGCUGGUCCCAAGGGAAAUAAAGGUUUUGACAGUUCUUCUUGAUCCCUCUAAACGUAGCCUUGUCUCGUUAUUGGAGGGAGCUGUUAUAAUCACUCUGGGGAUUGCUCUGCAUGUUCCCCUGAGUUUGAAUCACUUAGCUCUUUUAAGAGCUUAUUCCUGACACGCUCUCCUUGGAGGAGGGGUCUUCACCACACAGUCCUGGAUGCUGGAGGUUUGUACAGGAUGGAAGGAAGAGUUCUUUCCCACACAGUCCUGGAGAACAGAAGCUGAUCCAGGGUGGAAGGAAGACUCCAGUCAAGAUACGGCGGUGGCGGAGUCUGCGGUGGUUGUGGUGUCUGCUGCAGUGCUUGGAGUCCUCAGGAAGCGCUAGGAGCAUCCAUCAACGGAGGGUACUCAGUCGGAGUACAAGGAGCUCCGUUACAGCGUGUAGCCAUGAGCCAUCAUAGGCGCACACUUUACUGCUUCCAUUUGCUAUUCUGUUAAAACCCAAGAACAGAUCUCCUGUAAUGGCACUCGUACUGUGAAAGGAGAUAGAGCGUCAGGACAGGGAUCAAACCGGGGCAUUGCAUAUAAAUUGUGUUUUAAAAGGACAUUCUGGUCACCAAAACAACUUUAGAUUAAUGAAGCGGUUUUGGAGUAUAGAUCAUUCAUCUGAAGUCUCACUGCUCAAUUCUCUGCCAUUUAGGAGUGAAACAGUUUUAUUUAUACAGACCUAGUCACACUGACUGACACAGCCUGCAUGAAACAAAAUGUUCUAAAUUAAACAAAGUAAGUGUAAGCAUUAAAUCUCACUUUACAGGAAGUGUUUAGGAACAUUGCAAGUCACUGCUGGCUCCUAAAACAUUCCUUCCAAAUUCUGCUGUUCGUGCUUUUUCCAAUACAAAACCAUGCAAUUGGAAGCAUGCUGUACAAAAGGGGUAUCCGUGUUUCCUAAAUCAUCUAUGCCAGAUUUUGGGGAGUUCUUAUACUAAUGCAUUUAAUUCCACAUCCGAGCGCUGCUUAAGUAAGGCAAAAUUAGUAAAAAAUAAAUAAAUAUAUAUUCGUAUAUUCCCCUAAACGUAAAGUUGUGAAUCAAGUACAGCUUGCAAAUUUACAAACCGGUUCUUGUCUCCCAACAACACAGUGUUUAUUGUAUAGGCACCUCAAUACUUUUACCAUAAGACAAUCUGGAAAAAGACAAAUACUAUUAAAUUCACAAGCAUUUAAGCUAGAAAAAAAGUCUAUCUUUUACAAUACUCACUCUUCUUUUUAAUAUGAAUAAAAGCGAAUUUUUUUAUUUUUUUUGGUAUAAAUAUAAUAGCAGGUAUUGGGUAACAAUGUAAUAUUGUGCAGAAGAGAUCUGCAGAAAAAUUGAAAGAAAAAAAAAAAGUUUAUCUUCAUAAAAACUGAAGAAAAUAGGUUUAAUUUCCAAUCAUUUCUGAUACAGACUUUGGGUGAAAGUUCACACAUUGUGAAUAAAUAUCACUCAAAGCGUCACCGACAGGAGAGAAAUUCAUUUUCUUGCUCACAUUACACAAGAUAACGGUGUGCUGUCACGGCUCAUCAUGUAACACAGCAGCUAUCCACAGCUUCAUACAUCUUACCCCUAGGAAACGCUGGGAAGGGUGUGAGUCAGAUACUACCAGUCCAUGGAAAAUAUGGGGGACGCGUUCUCUUCCUAAAAACAAAAUGAUUUGAAAAAGUUAUCUGUUUUGCAGAAGGACAACCAUAAAACCUCACCCGCUUUAUACAUCUUUAAAUUAGUAAAAUAAGUGUGUUUUUGUUAACAUUGUUAAAACCUAAUAAAGGUCCAAGAUUUUUACUAUUAUCAGGGUUAUUUAAUAUUUAAGAACAAAAUCCCAAUGGUAAUACUGAGGCUAAAAAUUAGAAUUUUCUGAGAAUUUUCCCCCAUAUCAGUGGUUUUUACUUACAUUUUGCAAUUGAAAUUUGCCAACAUUGGGGGGGUUUAGUGUUUACUUAUCCAUAUGUUUGAGGUCUGAAAAAUAACAUUUAAUAUUACAAAUCUGCCAACUUAGCUCACUGUCAAUCAUUGCUAUAAACUCCGGCCUUUGCCCCUAACAGUCAGCAUGGAGAGAGGCGGAGAAUUUCCCCACCUCCAAUGCAAUGUGUGCCCUGACUGUGCCAGGACUGUGCUGGAAUCUGAUCUAAUCUGCUACAUUCGUAAUAUACAUUUUAAAAGUUAACAGAACUUCUAGUUGAUAUUCAAUGUUUUAUUUUAUGGUGUAGUUUCCCAUUAAAAUCUAAUUAUUUUUCCUUUAAUUCCAGAUGUUUACUUUAUAACAACGCUCUCAUUCCUGUGGAAGGUCACGGUAAUCACACUGGUCAGCUGUCUCCCGCUGUAUGUUCUUAAAUACCUGAGAAGAAAGUUCUCUCCUCCAAGUUACUCCAAACUCACCACCUAGAUCGUCUUGCGAGGCGAACUCUUUGGAUAGGAGUUCAGCUUGACACGGAGACUAUGAGAUGCACAAUUAGAUUGUGCAGACACUGAUACGUAAUGCUGCUUUGAUAAAAAGGGAACAUGGGAUUUCAACACUGGAUUUUGGGCACUGGAAGACUAAGACAUUCGGCACUUAGCAAUCGUUCCCUAGUAGGACGAGGAACGUAAAGUGUUUAAAAACAAGAAGGAUUCAUUUUUGAAUUGUUUUACCUCCACCUGUGAACGUAACCUUGGCCACCUUUUAGAUGACUUGUAUCGAUGUACCUAUCAAUGGAUUUAAUGGAUAUAAGAGAACUCAUACAAACAGAAUCUACACUACAUGCUCUUUGGACUCUGGUCGCCUGAGAGUUUAGAACCACAAGGGGAAUAUGUUCUGCGAAAUAUAGCAAAGAACCCCAAACAAUUCCGCGUUUCAUUUGCCAAAAACAAAGAAUAACAGCGUUAAGGGUUAAAAAUCGAAACAAGCCAGGGUGAUGUCAUUUGACUAAAAUAACAAGCUUUGCUUAUUUGCAAAUUCAGCUGGCCAUACAUUUCCAUAAAUAGAUGCAAAUUACAGAUGGGAUUCUAAUAUUACUGAUCAAUAGCCUGCUUGAACAUAGAUGAAAGAUUCAGAUGUGAUCAGAAAGUCAAGUUCGAGCUGUCCUGCUAUGGGAUAAACCCUGCGUGCCCCACGCUCUCAGAACUUGAGUCACUUUAAUUUGGGGGGACGGGGGGGCUGAAAGAUAACUUUUUUUGGUUUUGUAUUUUGAUCAUUCCAGGUUUACAGAGUUUUGAUAAAUUUGUUUUUACUUUCUUCUUUACAAAUUAGUUUAUUCUGUUCAACGCAGAGAGUUUGCAACAAAAACAAUAAUAUAAAAUUGCAAAAAACCCUUAGUUGCGGCCUCGCCUGUCAUCUUCUUCCUACAGUAAGAGAGACAAUCUAGCAUCUACAUGAUCCCAGUAACUGGAUAGCCAGCGUGGCACUGCCAGGGCUCAAGAGAUCUUCUAAAAACAAAUGGCGCAGGUACCAUGACUUACACAGAAACCUGCAUUGUACUGACACUAUAAUCUGGCAAAACCCAGCGUGAGUAAAUAAAGUCACUUAUACUAAAAUUAUAUUUUGAGGUGAAAAUGAAAACAAAAAAAACUGUUAAUUGUUUAUUAUACUCCUGUCUCAAAAAACAACUCCCCACUCACAUAGUAGACAGGACUAGUCCUAUUAGAACAUUAAAUAAAAUUCAAUUCAAGGGAGAUCUAAUUAUUUAGUAUUAAAUAAAUAGUAAUGGCUAAAGUAAAACAUAUUCGAGAGAAAUAAAUUAAAACUUAUUUUUUUAAAUUUUUUUAAACAUGACCCAAAACACAAUAUGCAGACUUGUUAAGGAGAUAAAAGCAGAGUUUGCAAAAUUUAAUAAAUACAUUAAAAUAUGAAAGUGACUUUGUGGCCAGUCCUGAAAUCUCCCUAAAGCUUAUAUCGAAGAGUUACUAAUAUGGAAAUAUAUAUUUAAAUGUCCCAAUAUAUCUGACCCGAUGUGCCAAAAAGAGUAUCCUGGGUUAAUUCUUUAAGUUAUUUACAGAUAAACAUCUAUACAAUAUUUAGAAAUAAUUUUUUUUUUUUUGUUCUGUGUGUCCAUUCUCUAUUAUAAACCCAGCUUUAGAUAUUCAUAAUAUUGUCAAGUAAGUAAAGAUACCAUAGGACACAUUGUGCCAUUGAAACACAAAUGCAAUUUAUUUUAUUGUUACAACUAAUUUAAAACUCUGGGGUUCCUGCAAACAAUGAGAUAUGUGAUAUGUAAAUAUAGCCAACUAAAACACUUAUUAAGUAGCACUAAUAAUAUUUAAGUAACACUAAUAAUUUUUACAAAUAUAGCACUUUAUAUAUUACUAUUUAAUAUUCAAUUUAGUUUAUUGAAGAUGGGGGGAAACGUUUACCUGAUGGUAAAUGGUAGUAGUCUUAUUCCCUUUCCUGCUGUGAGGAGGGGGGCUGCCCAUCCGUCAAUACUGCCAUGGUUAGAUCAAUCAAUCAAUUGAUGUUGUUUUAUUAAAAUAAAAUAAUUUAUUAUAGCAUCCGCGGUAUCAUUUUAAUAUAUAAAAGCAAAUACUUAAUUGCAUGGUAUUUGGUCAGAUAAGUGGUGUUUCCAACCAAAGGAUUAAAAAAAUUGUACUGUAGAGGCUGUAACAAAUUGGAUAAAGGGAAACAAAAGACUUUAGUCACUUGGAAGGAAAGGUUAAUAAUUAUGGACAGCGCACGGAUAAAUUAUAAAGAUUUCAUGAUAUCUAGAACACCCUCUCUCUCUUAACGUGGGGUACCAGUUCUAAACCUCAAAGGUGCUCAACUAUCGCAAACUUUAUUUCAAAUAGCACUUCUCAAUUAACAGAGGGAACACGGACACGCCUGGCUGAAUAUAGUUUACUGAACGAACACGAGGAAGAGGUUUCUAAUUUGGGGAAGUUGGAGCCUUUUCAUUUGCUAAGGAUACAUAUGAUGUUUACCAUUUUAAGGGAGUCUUAAUAGAUUUUUAUUUUCCAGCUUGUUACUUUAAUGACUUGAAAUAUGUAUUAAAAUGUGUCAUAGUUAAACCAUUAACGUGUAAUAUUAAUACUGUGAUCAGGGAUUAUAACAUGUGAAUCCUGGAUCCUGGACUGUGGGAAACAGUGAUUACACAGAAGAUAUUCAAUACCUACUAAUACGCAUGUGGUUUAGAGCCAAAAUGUUUGUUUCCUCAUUUGAAGUUACAAAGUUACAUAGUUACAUAGUUACAUAGCUGAAAAGAGACUUGCGUCCAUCAAGUUCGGCCUUCCUCACAUUUGUUUUUUGCUGUUGAUCCAAAAGAAGGCAAAAAAACCCAGUUUGAAGCACAAUUUUGCAACAAGCUAGGAAAAAAAUUCCUUCUUGACCCCCAGAAUGGCAGUCAGAUUUAUCCUUGGAUCAAGCAGUUAUUACCCUACAUUGAAAGAUUAUAUCCUUAAAUAUUCUGUUCUUGCAAGUAUGCAUCUAGUAGCCGUUUGAACAUCUGUAUGGACUCUGAUAAAACCACUUCUUCAGGCAGAGAAUUCCACAUCCUGAUUGUUCUUACAGUAAAAAAACCUUUCCUUUGCCUUAGACGAAGUUAAAAACCUAUUGGCCUUUUCACACUCGAAUAUGAACUAAUAGAAACAUUCAAUCGGUUUACUUUGUCGAAGGUGCAGUUCUUAUAAAAAUAAGUUAUUUUAUUUGUUCCUUCAUUUUAAUUUUUAGAAUUAAUGUAUCCGCUGCUUUGGCAAUAGAUAUUGAAUAACCUAUCAAUUAAAUCUCCUGGUGUUACAUGACUCCGAGGUUACAUUAACCCCCUGGCAGAAAUAUGAAUUCAAUGUGAUUUUAAUUAUUCCUGGGCAAAGGAUAAAUAUUCAGCACUAAUAAGGAGGAUUUGGUUUGUAAUUGUCAGGAUUACUGUUUGAUCCAGCACGUAGAACUGUACAGCACAGAUGACAAAUAAGUAACGUAUUACGGGUCCUUAGAAUGGCCGGAUUUAACGUACAAAGAAUAGUAAAAAAAUACUAGCCGAGGUCAGGGAACACAGAAAGGGACACAGCGAUGAGGAAAGCCAGGAGUCAGGAUACUAGAAUAUAGAGAAGUCAAUAAACAAAGCCAAAGUAAAAAAACAGGUAGAAAACUAUAAACAGGAACGCGCUCUUAGACAACCACAAGGGAAACCACGACAGGGCACUGAGCAGGCUGAGAUCUGGGCCUAAAUACCCCUCCUUUAGUUCUGAUAGGCUGUAACCGGCCUUUGACCCCAAAGUCAGUUACCAGGUUUCAUUUGCAUAAUUGCUGCUCAGCAUUAACCCUUCUGUGGAUUAGGUUGCUGCUCGGCACAACUUUUCCUGUGUGGACAGUAAAUGUCAUUAAUCACUUUUCUAUAAGCGGAUGAAUAUGUGACAGUAAUAUCUACUCAUUCACACAAAAAAUAUAUUCAUAAGAGAGAGUAGUACAGCACCUUAAAUUAUAUUUGUCUAACCCAUUUCCCUCACAAGAUACAUUAGCACAAUUAGAUCCACUGAAUUCUGUAAAAUUAAAGGGAAUUUGCUGCAUCUAUAAAUAUACAUAAUUUGUUCUGUUUGAAAAUUUUAUUUUUCAUUUCAUCCUAGAUUUUAUAGUUCUCUCUCUGCCCACCCACUCCUCCUCCCCGCCCAGCCCCCCCCCCUCCCCCAAAAAAGAACAAACAUAAAAAACACUAUGGUAUGUCAUCAACACAAAUCUCAAUCUUUUUGGAAAAUAGUCUGACCAACAGAUCUGAGGUCAUUUAUUUAUUUUUGUGUGCAAUGAAUUUGAAACAUAAUGGUAAAUAUUGCCAGAUUUGGUUUUCAGUUCUUCAUAAACCUAGUUUAGCUGUUGAAACAUAUACAAUUUAAUCAAGUUAUUUAUUAAUUUUAUUUAACCUGUUUGUCCUACUUGUAUAUAGUCAUAGAAUACAUUUUAAAUGUCUCAAAAAGUAAAAAUGGUUCACUUGUUGUGAAAAGCCUAACUCAUAUCUGAGGGCUAGGUAAAGUUCUAAAACUAAUUACAGGUACGUACACAUCAGUGAUCAAAAAGGGAAAGAACGAUAUAUUGAUGAUAUUUCCGAUAAUGCCCAGAUCACUCAUUUCAGUACUGAUUUCAAUGGAGAAUUAAGCAUAAUUUGAUAGUUUGAUCAAUAACCUGUUUGAGUGGGGUUUUUUUUCCUCCUUUAACCAAAAUCCAAUUUCUAAUUCUGUAAUUUUAAUAAAACAUUGUUGUCCUGCUUAAUGGAAUGUGUUGUGUUGCCGAAAAUUUUAUAUCCGUUUGUGGGUAACCAGAUGUAUGUAAUUCUGCAAAUGUAUUUAUUUUGUGUAGUGUUGGAUAUUAUGCCUGUCUGACAACAUGAAUGGCAUUAACUGAAAAAUAAAUCCACUAUCUUCAUGUCUGUGUUUAUUUCAUAAUUGUGGGAUCAUUUGCAGUCUGGCAGGAUUUGUAAAUUGUCCGCAUUAGAGAUGGAUUGUCACAAUGUGGUGUAAGUCCAGACUCUAACUAUUAAUACACCCCUGGAACAUUUUGCAGUAUUCUGAAGCAACGUAUCUCUUUAACUUAACUUUCCUAACUACC